This is a messenger RNA of Ostreococcus lucimarinus CCE9901, 54582 nucleotides long. It is a transcript of the gene pks2, whose product is annotated as polyketide synthase. Bases 1 to 54582 code for a protein of 18193 amino acids. The record is from RefSeq and is a predicted model, not a curated record. Gene Ontology annotation, biological process: fatty acid biosynthetic process. Gene Ontology annotation, molecular function: phosphopantetheine binding; oxidoreductase activity; fatty acid synthase activity. The transcript has a single exon. Lineage: Eukaryota; Viridiplantae; Chlorophyta; Mamiellophyceae; Mamiellales; Bathycoccaceae.
AUGCGACUCCCAAACGUCUCAGUGCGUACGUAUUUCCCGGGUCAAGGGUUCCCAUACCUCGAGCUAUGCACGAGCAACUCGGCGUCGGAACAGUGGUGUGGACACAAAAGAAUAACCCAUCAUUUCACGAGCGCAUUUGAUCGGCUGUACUGGGGUGUUUUCGAUGAGCUUUUUAGUGUUCAGACUGACGCAUUCGAUCAUGACGUUGAUUUGAGCUCCUUCUAUUACUUUGCUUCAAUGCAAAGUUAUGGAAAGUGCCCUGAGGAAACCUUGCAUACUGCAAAACUAUUUCAACAGGCGCGGAGUAGAAGACGGUUUGAUCCAACAGUUUAUCGACAUGGAUCUCUGCUUCUUCGCAGACCGCAUUUUUCGUAUAAUGUUUCGAAGAUUGCGCCACGGUCAACGGAAUAUGCAUUCAAUUUUGCUGGCCAAGGUCUCAGUGCGUUGGAUGAAACCUCGAUCGAUAAUUCAGAUGCCUAUCACAUUCGAAUACAAUGCUAUUCAAAAUCAAUUCCGAUGAAAGUAAGAUUGAUUGAUAAAUUUGCGGAGUCGUCGAUAUCAUCUUCACUGACCUACAUAGUACACUUCAGUACGUUUCUCAAAAGCUCCAAGUUGCUCUUUCGAAAGAUUCAACCUUUCUACCAUAGUAUCGGGCACUCGCAAGGCUGGAUCUCACAGGAAGUUUCUUCAAAUAUUUUUUCGACUGGUGCAAAGUUCACUUACUCUUGGAUGCACUGGGCGUAUCCUAUAUUAAUUGCAAAGUUUCUUCUAUGGUUAUCCAUUCGGGCAAAGUCCACGGUCAGGCAUAUGACUGUAUUUUGUGACAACGAUUUGAGAAAUCAGUCACUUUGCAAUCGCGUGCACAUGUUCGCGUUUCGUGGAUGGACUCGUGCAAAAGUGGCUGAAUUCGUGGAACGACUGAAUACACAGCUUUAUCCAGCUGAGCGCAUAAGACUCCUUCUCGAGAAUGAUAAUGAUAGUUUCAUACUGGGAGGGUCAACAACUGGUAUUUCGAUAUUUUUUCUCGUCGCCGAGGCUGAAGCAGAGAGACAAACUGACUUGAUUGAUACGAAAACCAAAAUCAAUAAACUGUGCCCAAUACUUGUUACCCUCCCAUUUCAUUAUGGUAAAAUGCUAGUCGCUUCCAAGUUUGCAUUAAUGCGAGACUUUCAACAGAGGACGGAUUUUUUCAACUGUUCGGGAACUCCAUACCAACUCGUAAAAAGUGAUUCACGAGAUGUUACUAACAUGCAUGAUACUUUCGAUGGUACGAUACUGUACCCGUGUGCUCGGCUUGCCGAACAAAGAUAUCGAAGCGAUAUAGACCUCGCACCAACUGUUGAAGAUAACAAUAUUGCAAAAGAGCAGGUCACGUCUCUUUGUGACGUGCUUCUGUUUGGAAUGCCAUCGUCACAUCGACUGUCUUCGAAUCAAAAUAACCAGACAUGCGCUUUCUCCGGCAAACAUCCCAAAAAGUGUGUUGAGAAGCACGAUAAAUGGCUUGUUCUACAGGCUUUGCAAAGCUGCGCACAUUCACUUUCUCCACUUGAAUGUGUGUAUGAGCCGAUUAUACAUUCACUGGGACUUUCUUCAGCACAGACAGUAGUGAUAAUCGCUGAAAUGAGUGAGUAUUUCCAGAUUGACUUACCGACAACAUUUCUGUAUGACUAUCCUACGGUCAAUGACAUCACAGCGUUUAUUACGAACACGGAUCAGUCAACAUAUAGACAGUCUACGGAGACGACACAGAACGCGACAGUUGAACACGAAUUGCGUCAACACUCUGAGAAUCAUCUAUUUUUGUUAGCUACGCGAACACACGUGCUGGUUUCUACUCAAUUGACACAGCUUCUCGAAACAGAUCAUUAUUAUCACUUUGAUGAAAACUUGUCGUGCGCGAUGUGGAAACUGAGAAACGUGUCGAACUUUGAUUGGCAAGGUUUCCGAAUUGGAAAAGCAGAAGCGAUCAGCAUGGACCCACAGCAGCGUCUGCUACUACACUGCGUGAGCUCGCUAUGUCUACCGAAAUACACAAUAUCUCACACUUCUGUGUUUAUUGGAAUCGCUUGGAUGGAGUAUGGUGAGGUCAUGCGCACAACCACAAGUGUCCCCGCAAGUGCACUAGAUGCUACAUCACAAGCGUUGAGUGUCGCUUCUGGACGGAUAUGCUUCACAUUCGAUCUCACAGGACCGGCGAUGAGUAUCGACACUGCCUGCUCCUCGUCCCUUGUGGCAGUCCAUCUCGGUGUGGCAUCUGUAUUUCAGAGUGAGUGCGACUCAACUGUAACGGGUGGCGUGAACCUCAUCCUCACCGAGACUACGACGGCCAUGUUUCUACGCGCUGGUAUGCUAGCGCCUGAUGGCCGCUGCAAGACGCUCGAUGCGGCCGCGGAUGGUUACGUGCGAGCCGAAAGCUGUGAUACAUUAUUACUGAGUCCAACCGCGAAUGUCAAUAGCGAGAGCGUGUGGCUGUGUGGGACCGCAGUAAAUCAAGACGGUCGAACGAGCUCGUUGACGGCGCCAAAUGGACCAUCGCAGACCAGAGUCAUCAAAUCAGCCCUGGCAAACGCUUCGACUCGGCCAUUAGAAGUGCGGGCCCUUGAAAUGCAUGGAACUGGGACGCCACUUGGUGACCCCAUAGAAGUAGGAGGCGCGAUGUCUGUUUUGGGUCAGGCAGAAACUUUACGAUUGCAUGCAAUCAAAACGAACAUGGGGCACGCUGAAUGUGCUGCCGGUAUGGCGGGGCUCAUAAGUGCAUCACGUGCCGUAGAAAUGCAAAGACACACUGGCAUAAUGCACAUGCGCUUACUCAACGUACAUGCGUGGCACGCAAUGUCAAUAAAUCCCUCUCAAGAGCCAAACGUUGCUGUGCCGCGAUCUGCUUCUGCUUCGUGCCAGCAUGUGCAUAAAGCAAAUGCGAAGACGGGAACGAGCUCGUUUGCAUUUCAAGGUACAAACGCUCACGCGAUAUUAUCGGCGACAGCACGAAAUUCUGGCUGUUCUUGCAAUAGUGUCGCAUCCAAGCUAUUCUCCUGCAAUCAGUGCUGGUUUGCAUCUCCAGUGCACAGCUCGGGUGCGUCGAUAAAAGUGUGCCACAAUUCGAUUGUUUCGCGCCUCCAUCAGCCGACACCAGUGCUGUCGGACCAUUGCAUCCAUGGAAAACCGUUAUUUCCAGCGGCUGGGUACAUAGAUUACAUGGCUCAAGCGUGCGGUACAUUUGAUUUACACACUGCAAUGGUUCAAGAUCUUGCGAUUGUGAGGCCAUUACUUUUGCAGUACCACCAACGUAUAGAAGUUUCUGUCCGCGCCAUAACCGGUGCGAUCAAAGUGGAAACUUCACAAGGUGAGCAUUGUCGUGCAAGGAUAAAGCAUGCAUCCAAGAAGUGCGAUAGACACAACACACUUUAUGUUUUCUCUUCGCAGACAUUGAGCCCGAUCUUCGACAGUGGGCGUCGGUUGAACAUUGCACUCGCUCAUGUUGAGACUGCAUCAACAAACUUCACAUCAGGCCAUGUGCCCUCAAUUAUUGACGCGACUCUGCAGAUCAGUGUGGGAGUCAUAGAUGGACAGAAAGUAUCAAAGUGUGUGACGAUGCUGCCGACCAUAAUAAAGUUUUGUAGCACAUCUCCUCCUGAGAUCACGUCAGUGCGGCGCAUAAGUACGCGCUGUAACAUUGAAUUGGACAGCCAUGGUGAGAGUCUUGGCAAUCAUCUGGUUGGCUGCGUGGUGUUAUUCAAAGUGAAAUGCAAAAUGCUACGCACAAAGGCAAAUGGGUAUCCACAUAAAAAUAAUUUGAGCAAUGGAAUCAAUAUUGUCAAGUACGUGUCAAGAUUUUCACCAAGCACAAGCUUAAGACCUUGUACCACUCAAGCACACGCGCGAUUUAUAUCACUGAUGCGUGAAAAAAUAGUCGCUCAUGCGGUGAUGGUAUUGCACGCCUAUGUGCUGCAAAUGGAAGGUCGAGUUGAGCUAUGUGAGACGAAUUCCAUCAAGUAUCUUGCAUCACUGUUCCGAUGCGCUGAGACUGAAUGCAUCAAAGAAAAUGUUUCCCUAGUUGUACGGGGUGAAGAUGCGCCGUUUCAACACUCUAGCAUCCUACUACAGGCUUUUACGCAAUACAAAAGUCUGAGAAAAUUUCAUGUAUUGCACCGGUGCCUGAAAGAAUCUCUUGCUCAACAGUUGGCGUGCUCUAAUCGCAAAAUACAUAAGAUCAAGCUCGAUCGUAACAAAAGUGAAUUCAUAGCCUCCUGCGAUCUUAAUCGGUCUUACUUCAUCAUGGGAGGAACAGGAGCUACAGGGCAACUCACUAGUACUUUCCUAAUGAGGUACAGCUCACCACAUACACUAAUGAGUCGCUUUGGACGAACAAACUGUAUGCUAAGACAGCAUCAGUACAGUGACAGCGUUGUGUCGUUUGUACAAUCCUACGUACACACUAAUAUACAGAUAAAUCGAUACGCUGUGGAUUCAUUAUGCUUUAUUCAUGCGGCAGGUUGUACAUCGGAUGCCUUGCUUCUGCGACAAACGCCAGCACGCAUUCGUGAAGUCUUUGCUCCUAAAGUUCUCACCAUUGACGCUGAUCUAUACUCAAGCAAACCGCUUUUAAGCGCCAUUUUCUUUUCUUCCAUAACGGCACGAAUAGGUUCACCAGGACAGGCAAAUUAUUCAUGCGCAAAUUCUGCCUUGGAUACUCUCGCUCAAUUUGAGCACACAGCUGGUCGCCCUGUGUGCAGCGUUCAAUGGGGCGCCUGGGGGAAGGUCGGAAUGGCGAUCCGUAAUAAGUACAUAGAACGAAAUAUGUCGCGUCUAGGAGUUGGCUUCAUGGACCCAAAGACUGCCCUCGCUGCGCUGAAAAGUACCAUGCGCAGAAUAGAAAAUGCACCUCUAUCAUGUGGCGCAGUGCUCGUCGUAUGCCAGAACGCAUUCACCAGUGACUCGACGAAGGCUGAUUGGCUACUUGAGAAACAUACGACCGGCUUGCAAAGUGUGCACACUCGGAAAAUUGCUGAUAAACAAACAACGCUAGAGCGUCAGAAAAAGUUUACUACGUCAGGCGUGCGGUGUCACACCACCCAGGACUGUCUGAGUUUACUUCAUAAGAUGGUUUGCACAUUGAUUGGUUUCGAUGUUGACCCUGAUAUCCCCCUCCACGACGCCGGCUUGGAUUCUUUAUCUGCGAUUGAGUUAGCCAGUAAAAUAUCGACACACUUCGACAGGCAAGUAGCACCAUCUUUGGUAUUUGACUUCCCCACCAUUUCAAAAUUGUGCACAUAUUUAAUGCAAAAUGUUGAACACAGCUGUGACGAAGCGCACGGGAUAGAAGCACUGUGUCGUUCACCACAAAACGCACCAUUUGUGCAACCCAACCUUCAGUGUGUGCUUGCUGUGUCAUCUGGAACUUCACAUGGGGCAGCGGGCGUCGCAAACUGCGACAGUAUUGCCCUCAUGCCAACAGCACGGCGCAUUUUGUCGGAUGAACUUGGAGAAAGCGACCCACGUUUAAAAGUGGGCUGCUUCGUUGAAAGCAUCGUGAUGUUCGACUGGCAAGGUUUCCGAAUUGGAAAAGCAGAGGCGAUCAGCAUGGACCCACAGCAGCGUCUGCUACUACACUGCGUGAGCUCGCUAUGUCUACCGAAAUACACAAUAUCUCACACUUCUGUGUUUAUUGGAAUCGCUUGGAUGGAGUAUGGUGAGGUCAUGCGCACAACCACAAGUGUCCCCGCAAGUGCACUAGAUGCUACAUCACAAGCGUUGAGUGUCGCUUCUGGACGGAUAUGCUUCACAUUCGAUCUCACAGGAUCGGCGAUGAGUAUCGACACUGCCUGCUCCUCGUCCCUUGUGGCAGUCCAUCUCGGUGUGGCAUCUGUAUUUCAGAGUGAGUGCGACUCAACUGUAACGGGUGGCGUGAACCUCAUCCUCACCGAGACUACGACGGCCAUGUUUCUACGCGCUGGUAUGCUAGCGCCUGAUGGCCGCUGCAAGACGCUCGAUGCGGCCGCGGAUGGUUACGUGCGAGCCGAAAGCUGUGAUACAUUAUUACUGAGUCCAACCGCGAAUGUCAAUAGCGAGAGCGUGUGGCUGUGUGGGACCGCAGUAAAUCAAGACGGUCGAACGAGCUCGUUGACGGCGCCAAAUGGACCAUCGCAGACCAGAGUCAUCAAAUCAGCCCUGGCAAACGCUUCGACUCGGCCAUUAGAAGUGCGGGCCCUUGAAAUGCAUGGAACUGGGACGCCACUUGGUGACCCCAUAGAAGUAGGAGGCGCGAUGUCUGUUUUGGGUCAGGCAGAAACUUUACGAUUGCAUGCAAUCAAAACGAACAUGGGGCACGCUGAAUGUGCUGCCGGUAUGGCGGGGCUCAUAAGUGCAUCACGUGCCGUAGAAAUGCAAAGACACACUGGCAUAAUGCACAUGCGCUUACUCAACGUACAUGCGUGGCACGCAAUGUCAAUAAAUCCCUCUCAAGAGCCAAACGUUGCUGUGCCGCGAUCUGCUUCUGCUUCGUGCCAGCAUGUGCAUAAAGCAAAUGCGAAGACGGGAACGAGCUCGUUUGCAUUUCAAGGUACAAACGCUCACGCGAUAUUAUCGGCGACAGCACGAAAUUCUGGCUGUUCUUGCAAUAGUGUCGCAUCCAAGCUAUUCUCCUGCAAUCAGUGCUGGUUUGCAUCUCCAGUGCACAGCUCGGGUGCGUCGAUAAAAGUGUGCCACAAUUCGAUUGUUUCGCGCCUCCAUCAGCCGACACCAGCGCUGUCGGACCAUUGCAUCCAUGGAAAACCGUUAUUUCCAGCGGCUGGGUACAUAGAUUACAUGGCUCAAGCGUGCGGUACAUUUGAUUUACACACUGCAAUGGUUCAAGAUCUUGCGAUUGUGAGGCCAUUACUUUUGCAGUACCACCAACGUAUAGAAGUUUCUGUCCGCGCCAUAACCGGUGCGAUCAAAGUGGAAACUUCACAAGGUGAGCAUUGUCGUGCAAGGAUAAAGCAUGCAUCCAAGAAGUGCGAUAGACACAACACACUUUAUGUUUUCUCUUCGCAGACAUUGAGCCCGAUCUUCGACAGUGGGCGUCGGUUGAACAUUGCACUCGCUCAUGUUGAGACUGCAUCAACAAACUUCACAUCAGGCCAUGUGCCCUCAAUUAUUGACGCGACUCUGCAGAUCAGUGUGGGAGUCAUAGAUGGACAGAAAGUAUCAAAGUGUGUGACGAUGCUGCCGACCAUAAUAAAGUUUUGUAGCACAUCUCCUCCUGAGAUCACGUCAGUGCGGCGCAUAAGUACGCGCUGUAACAUUGAAUUGGACAGCCAUGGUGAGAGUCUUGGCAAUCAUCUGGUUGGCUGCGUGGUGUUAUUCAAAGUGAAAUGCAAAAUGCUACGCACAAAGGCAAAUGGGUAUCCACAUAAAAAUAAUUUGAGCAAUGGAAUCAAUAUUGUCAAGUACGUGUCAAGAUUUUCACCAAGCACAAGCUUAAGACCUUGUACCACUCAAGCACACGCGCGAUUUAUAUCACUGAUGCGUGAAAAAAUAGUCGCUCAUGCGGUGAUGGUAUUGCACGCCUAUGUGCUGCAAAUGGAAGGUCGAGUUGAGCUAUGUGAGACGAAUUCCAUCAAGUAUCUUGCAUCACUGUUCCGAUGCGCUGAGACUGAAUGCAUCAAAGAAAAUGUUUCCCUAGUUGUACGGGGUGAAGAUGCGCCGUUUCAACACUCUAGCAUCCUACUACAGGCUUUUACGCAAUACAAAAGUCUGAGAAAAUUUCAUGUAUUGCACCGGUGCCUAAAAGAAUCUCUUGCUCAACAGUUGGCGUGCUCUAAUCGCAAAAUACAUAAGAUCAAGCUCGAUCGUAACAAAAGUGAAUUCAUAGCCUCCUGCGAUCUUAAUCGGUCUUACUUCAUCAUGGGAGGAACAGGAGCUACAGGGCAACUCACUAGUACUUUCCUAAUGAGGUACAGCUCACCACAUACACUAAUGAGUCGCUUUGGACGAACAAACUGUAUGCUAAGACAGCAUCAGUACAGUGACAGCGUUGUGUCGUUUGUACAAUCCUACGUACACACUAAUAUACAGAUAAAUCGAUACGCUGUGGAUUCAUUAUGCUUUAUUCAUGCGGCAGGUUGUACAUCGGAUGCCUUGCUUCUGCGACAAACGCCAGCACGCAUUCGUGAAGUCUUUGCUCCUAAAGUUCUCACCAUUGACGCUGAUCUAUACUCAAGCAAACCGCUUUUAAGCGCCAUUUUCUUUUCUUCCAUAACGGCACGAAUAGGUUCACCAGGACAGGCAAAUUAUUCAUGCGCAAAUUCUGCCUUGGAUACUCUCGCUCAAUUUGAGCACACAGCUGGUCGCCCUGUGUGCAGCGUUCAAUGGGGCGCCUGGGGGAAGGUCGGAAUGGCGAUCCGUAAUAAGUACAUAGAACGAAAUAUGUCGCGUCUAGGAGUUGGCUUCAUGGACCCAAAGACUGCCCUCGCUGCGCUGAAAAGUACCAUGCGCAGAAUAGAAAAUGCACCUCUAUCAUGUGGCGCAGUGCUCGUCGUAUGCCAGAACGCAUUCACCAGUGACUCGACGAAGGCUGAUUGGCUACUUGAGAAACAUACGACCGGCUUGCAAAGUGUGCACACUCGGAAAAUUGCUGAUAAACAAACAACGCUAGAGCGUCAGAAAAAGUUUACUACGUCAGGCGUGCGGUGUCACACCACCCAGGACUGUCUGAGUUUACUUCAUAAGAUGGUUUGCACAUUGAUUGGUUUCGAUGUUGACCCUGAUAUCCCCCUCCACGACGCCGGCUUGGAUUCUUUAUCUGCGAUUGAGUUAGCCAGUAAAAUAUCGACACACUUCGACAGGCAAGUAGCACCAUCUUUGGUAUUUGACUUCCCCACCAUUUCAAAAUUGUGCACAUAUUUAAUGCAAAAUGUUGAACACAGCUGUGACGAAGCGCACGGGAUAGAAGCACUGUGUCGUUCACCACAAAACGCACCAUUUGUGCAACCCAACCUUCAGUGUGUGCUUGCUGUGUCAUCUGGAACUUCACAUGGGGCAGCGGGCGUCGCAAACUGCGACAGUAUUGCCCUCAUGCCAACAGCACGGCGCAUUUUGUCGGAUGAACUUGGAGAAAGCGACCCACGUUUAAAAGUGGGCUGCUUCGUUGAAAGCAUCGUGAUGUUCGACUGGCAAGGUUUCCGAAUUGGAAAAGCAGAGGCGAUCAGCAUGGACCCACAGCAGCGUCUGCUACUACACUGCGUGAGCUCGCUAUGUCUACCGAAAUACACAAUAUCUCACACUUCUGUGUUUAUUGGAAUCGCUUGGAUGGAGUAUGGUGAGGUCAUGCGCACAACCACAAGUGUCCCCGCAAGUGCACUAGAUGCUACAUCACAAGCGUUGAGUGUCGCUUCUGGACGGAUAUGCUUCACAUUCGAUCUCACAGGAUCGGCGAUGAGUAUCGACACUGCCUGCUCCUCGUCCCUUGUGGCAGUCCAUCUCGGUGUGGCAUCUGUAUUUCAGAGUGAGUGCGACUCAACUGUAACGGGUGGCGUGAACCUCAUCCUCACCGAGACUACGACGGCCAUGUUUCUACGCGCUGGUAUGCUAGCGCCUGAUGGCCGCUGCAAGACGCUCGAUGCGGCCGCGGAUGGUUACGUGCGAGCCGAAAGCUGUGAUACAUUAUUACUGAGUCCAACCGCGAAUGUCAAUAGCGAGAGCGUGUGGCUGUGUGGGACCGCAGUAAAUCAAGACGGUCGAACGAGCUCGUUGACGGCGCCAAAUGGACCAUCGCAGACCAGAGUCAUCAAAUCAGCCCUGGCAAACGCUUCGACUCGGCCAUUAGAAGUGCGGGCCCUUGAAAUGCAUGGAACUGGGACGCCACUUGGUGACCCCAUAGAAGUAGGAGGCGCGAUGUCUGUUUUGGGUCAGGCAGAAACUUUACGAUUGCAUGCAAUCAAAACGAACAUGGGGCACGCUGAAUGUGCUGCCGGUAUGGCGGGGCUCAUAAGUGCAUCACGUGCCGUAGAAAUGCAAAGACACACUGGCAUAAUGCACAUGCGCUUACUCAACGUACAUGCGUGGCACGCAAUGUCAAUAAAUCCCUCUCAAGAGCCAAACGUUGCUGUGCCGCGAUCUGCUUCUGCUUCGUGCCAGCAUGUGCAUAAAGCAAAUGCGAAGACGGGAACGAGCUCGUUUGCAUUUCAAGGUACAAACGCUCACGCGAUAUUAUCGGCGACAGCACGAAAUUCUGGCUGUUCUUGCAAUAGUGUCGCAUCCAAGCUAUUCUCCUGCAAUCAGUGCUGGUUUGCAUCUCCAGUGCACAGCUCGGGUGCGUCGAUAAAAGUGUGCCACAAUUCGAUUGUUUCGCGCCUCCAUCAGCCGACACCAGCGCUGUCGGACCAUUGCAUCCAUGGAAAACCGUUAUUUCCAGCGGCUGGGUACAUAGAUUACAUGGCUCAAGCGUGCGGUACAUUUGAUUUACACACUGCAAUGGUUCAAGAUCUUGCGAUUGUGAGGCCAUUACUUUUGCAGUACCACCAACGUAUAGAAGUUUCUGUCCGCGCCAUAACCGGUGCGAUCAAAGUGGAAACUUCACAAGGUGAGCAUUGUCGUGCAAGGAUAAAGCAUGCAUCCAAGAAGUGCGAUACAAGUAUGAAGCAGUUCGAUUCGCCCACAAUCGCGCCUCUUCUCCGCUCAAAUGUGCAUGUCGUCACGCAUUCUAUCAGUUCCUAUGAUCUUCAUCACAAUGCAGCUAGUCUUUCGAACACAUCCGCAGCCUUCAUAAUAGCAGUCAAUGCUGUAAUCGGUGACGCAGUAUCACAGAAGAUUGCGAUCAAGGGAUUGCGUUGGUUUGCUAGUUGUGGUGUCUCCAUCUUUGAGUCUGUUUCCAAGGUGAAAACAGUCGGAAGUUACACAAUCUCAGGUUGCAGUAUGAGUUUAGACAAACUUUUAGGUUUCGAUUCCCAGUUCAAAGCUAGUAGCUUAACGUGCAAAGCGCCCUGCAAAAUCCAGAAUAUCACAAUUUUCUAUGAAUGUCAAGAUGCAGACUUUGAACCCGUUCCAAGGAAAAUACAAGCAUGUUCAGUGAUGCAGGUUGCAGCCGAUAUCGCCUUACUUACAAGCCUAAUGCGUCGACACAUCGAGCUCAUUCAUUGUACAAACGCUACCAAACAGCUGCAUCAAAUUUGCAAGGUAGCGGUGCAAGAGAAUAUAGUUCCGUCAAACUCAUACGUAGAUCAACACAAAUUUUUCGAUAAAACCGUACCUUCAGCCUUAUAUCUGCGCUUAAGUGACGAGAAAGGUAAAAAAACAGAGCAACUUACGAUAAUAGGAGGGUCCGGGGGCAUUGGAAGGCUGAUCCGUACGAAGAUGCAAUGCAUCAAGUUACCGAAUCGUUCAGGCAAAUCUCAGAUUUACGUGCAUGAGCGGACGUUUUACAUUGAGUGUUUCAUGUAUGUCUGGCGAACACAUAACCAUAACUGCAUGCUCACUGAUAAGUGCUCUUCAAUUCGACUCGUGCAUGCGGCAGGUUGUACAUCGGAUGCCUUGCUUCUGCGACAAACGCCAGCACGCAUUCGUGAAGUCUUUGCUCCUAAAGUUCUCACCAUUGACGCUGAUCUAUACUCAAGCAAACCGCUUUUAAGCGCCAUUUUCUUUUCUUCCAUAACGGCACGAAUAGGUUCACCAGGACAGGCAAAUUAUUCAUGCGCAAAUUCUGCCUUGGAUACUCUCGCUCAAUUUGAGCACACAGCUGGUCGCCCUGUGUGCAGCGUUCAAUGGGGCGCCUGGGGGAAGGUCGGAAUGGCGAUCCGUAAUAAGUACAUAGAACGAAAUAUGUCGCGUCUAGGAGUUGGCUUCAUGGACCCAAAGACUGCCCUCGCUGCGCUGAAAAGUACCAUGCGCAGAAUAGAAAAUGCACCUCUAUCAUGUGGCGCAGUGCUCGUCGUAUGCCAGAACGCAUUCACCAGUGACUCGACGAAGGCUGAUUGGCUACUUGAGAAACAUACGACCGGCUUGCAAAGUGUGCACACUCGGAAAAUUGCUGAUAAACAAACAACGCUAGAGCGUCAGAAAAAGUUUACUACGUCAGGCGUGCGGUGUCACACCACCCAGGACUGUCUGAGUUUACUUCAUAAGAUGGUUUGCACAUUGAUUGGUUUCGAUGUUGACCCUGAUAUCCCCCUCCACGACGCCGGCUUGGAUUCUUUAUCUGCGAUUGAGUUAGCCAGUAAAAUAUCGACACACUUCGACAGGCAAGUAGCACCAUCUUUGGUAUUUGACUUCCCCACCAUUUCAAAAUUGUGCACAUAUUUAAUGCAAAAUGUUGAACACAGCUGUGACGAAGCGCACGGGAUAGAAGCACUGUGUCGUUCACCACAAAACGCACCAUUUGUGCAACCCAACCUUCAGUGUGUGCUUGCUGUGUCAUCUGGAACUUCACAUGGGGCAGCGGGCGUCGCAAACUGCGACAGUAUUGCCCUCAUGCCAACAGCACGGCGCAUUUUGUCGGAUGAACUUGGAGAAAGCGACCCACGUUUAAAAGUGGGCUGCUUCGUUGAAAGCAUCGUGAUGUUCGACUGGCAAGGUUUCCGAAUUGGAAAAGCAGAGGCGAUCAGCAUGGACCCACAGCAGCGUCUGCUGUUGGAACAUUCUCAACGUCUAUUCCAUAGCCAUCUAUUCAGCAUUUACACCGGUAUCUCGCUUGGUAUUUCAUCUUAUCCCGAAGUGUCCUUAGGCGCACGCGAGCAUUCCUGUGCAUAUAGUGCAUCCGGUCAACAUAUCAGCGUAGCAUCCGGUCGUCUUGCAUAUAUAUUUGAUAUGCAAGGCCCAGCCGUCAGCGUGGAUACAGCAUGUUCUUCAGCGCUAGUGGCGAUGUAUAUCGCUCGCCGGGAAACCUUGGGAUGUCGGAACACAUUCGACGCCGUGCAUGAUAUGCUUUGUGGAGGCGUUCAUAUCAUAAGUCCCAGGAAUUCGUAUCUUUGCUACUUGGCGGGUAUGUUAUCUGCAGAAGGUCGUUGUAAAGUGUUAGAUAUGCAUGCAGAUGGGUAUGUCAGAGGUGAGUGUUGCGAAUUACAGAUACUCAGUCGUUGUAAAUCCCAUACACAGCGCUGUGUACUCAUGGCUUGCACUGUCGCUCAAGACGGACGAACGAGUUCACUCACAGCACCCAAUGGAAUCGCUCAAGUGAUAUUGAUUUCAACGACUGCACACGCCGCAACUGUCGAAGUUGAUCACAUAGGUGCCAUACAAUUGCACGGUACAGGAACUAUCCUUGGCGAUCCGAUUGAAGUCUCAUCAACGUUCAAGGCCCUCAGACCGCCGAUGAAGGUUAGCCAUGCUCCAUUGAUGGCUCAGGCCGUUAAAUCAAGGUCUGGUCAUGCUGAGCCGGCAUCUGGCUGUGCUUCAUUUGCCCAUCUCGUCCACUCUUUAUCAGAAUCAGCCGCUAUCGCAAUCGUUCAUUUGCGCCAUUUAAAUGCACAUGUGAGUGACGUGUUAUCAUUGAACUCGAAAAUUCAAUUAGCAUUAUUUACGAGGGAAAACAUGCAGUCUCUUUCACGGACACAGGCGAUAAGCUCGUUCGCUUUCCAGGGAACAAAUGCUCACGCAAUUGUAUCAGUAGCACAUGAUGAGUUUCAAAUCAGACGACAACUUGCGUGCAAAUCCAUCAUGUACACUCCAAUUGAUUGCUGGGGUCUUCAAAUCAUGGCACCAUUCAGAGCGCACGUAACCAAUAGAGUUCUUGAGACUGUUUUUUUGCUCAACCAUGUUGAAAACCAAUUCCUCACUGACCAUCAAGUUUUGAACAGAACAUGCCUACCAGGGACUUUGCUCGCGCAGAUUUUGCGAGAGAGUAUGAAAAACAUUACGAAAAACCAAACAUUACUCUUGCUUCGAGAUGUGGUUUUCAUAAAACCAGCACAUUUUGGAAAUGUACAAAUUAAAAUUUGGCAACGGACGGGAAUACUUUCGAAUGCAGGAAGUGCCAUUAAUUGCACAUUUUCAUUUGCGUUGACGUCUCUGACUCACACUCAACAACGCGUUCAUACAUACACAAAAAAACAUUGCGAAAAACAAAGCAAAAUACUAGGUAGAGUUGAUUCACAACACCGGCCAUCACCUUUCACGAUGUCGGCAACUUGUGAUGCAUGUCUACAAAUCUGUCAGACUUAUUCAAUAACUGCAGGAUACCUACCAAAAGCUGUUGAGUCAAUAAGACAAAACUGCAUGGCAUCGCAUAGUAUGGAUGUGAUGGACUCCAAGUGCAUGAUGCAAACCGCAUCUGCAGGAGAAGUACAUGCUUCGUUCAUUUUAUAUAGCGCGGGGAACAAAACUUCUGCCAUGAUGACCAUGCAUGGUUGCACUGCUUCAAUCAUCAGAAUGCGUCACUUAUCUAGUUUGAUGACGACUGAAAGAAAAUCUUGCGGUGCGCUAGAUUUCGUUCACAGUGUGUACUACGAAACCGAAAAUUCAAGAUCUAUCCAUGCACCUGAGUGGCCAUCGAGGCCUGCACUCUUCGGCGUGGAGACUGCCAGCAUGAUGUGCUUCAUGCAGUCAAAAUAUGUAAAAGUUCAAUCACCGGCGCUAAGUAGUGUCGGACAUUCACACUUGGAGGCUGUCUUACGAUGCAUUAUGUAUGAGGAAGGAAAGCAAAAACGCGUGACAAACUCAACAUUUCGGAAGGUCAAAAUGCCGUGUCAACUUCGCAUAUCAGUGCAACAACAGUUCUUGUACCCCAAGAUGCAAGUGGCAACCGAUUCUAACCAGUCUAUUCUCGUUGAAAUAAAGCGUUCAUUCGCAUCGGGAUCGAGCGUCAAAAGUAUGUUAAUGAAUGCGAAAGUUGCACAUAUACCCUUCAUAGGGGUAGUCGCUACAAAAUUGUCCAAGUCAAGCCUGAAUGCUGGUGAUGUGAUUCUCUGCACAGCAUCCUAUGAGCAGCUACAAAACUCGUCGCAGUAUAUUUGGAUAGAGAUGUCACAAAUGCACUUCGUGCAUUACUCUUGCCUUCUUUCGCUAGUACGAACACAGACAGAAGAAAGAAUUGAACGCGAACGCUUUCGCACAAUGUCAAAUCACCACACUCAGUGUUCAGUAUCUGAUGAAGAACUAAACCAAAACAUUAUUGCGUUCCUGAAACAUCUACGAUACAACUUACCAUCGGAACACUUCAUUUCGAACAGGUGCGAGUAUUGGGGAAUUACAGGUGGCACAGGUGGCAUUGGGGUGAUGAACGUUGGUUGGUUAGCACACAACCACAAUGUACUAGGCAUUUGUGUAUCAUGUAGAAGUGGAAAGUCCGCAAAACCAAAACUCUUUAACCAUUGGCGAAUCAGUUUAAAACUUAGGCAAGAUGACUCGUGCGCCUCUACCACCGUAUUACCAUACGAAGGAGACACAAACACCUUUGGAAUUGUCCACAUGAGUGGCGUAACGAAAGACGCUUUGCAUGCUUCACAAAAUCCUCAUUCCAUUAGGUCUACAUUUGCUCCAAAGACGGGAUCUUUCUCUUGUUCUAAAACGCACUUACACCAUGCAAUGCUUGUUUCAAUAGUAUUUUCUUCCCUCGCCGUCUUCGGUUCUAUAGGACAAGCCAACUAUUCCUCUGCGAAUGCAACACUUGAUAUGAUGUCGGCACAUAAGAAGGCUUCAGGCAUGAACAUUGUGAGUACUCGAUGGGGAGCGUGGAGUGCAGUUGGAAUGGCUAUUGAUACGCGUAGAAUUUCCGCAAACACUGCUUUUAUGCCCUCAAUAAAUCCACACCUUGCUUUGGAUAUCUUGAAAAAUCUGUACGUACUUUCGAGCGAUAUUUUCUCUGCUCCAUGUUAUUCUGUGAUAGGGCAAAAACUACAUAAUCAAGCGCAUCUGGGUUCAGGGUUUAAUUCACACGAAUUAUCAUCGAAAGAUGACGCUACCAUUUAUUCCACCAAAGCUGGGGCCGAAGAUGAAACUCACGAUGAUCUUAUAUCUCUAGAGGGACUCAUUUUCAGAAAUUUGUCUUCUAUUACUGGAAUCAAUCAAGAUGAGAAGUCAAUAAAUACACCACUUACAUCGUUAGGUCUGGAUUCUAUCGGUAUGUCGCAGUUAGCGAUGAGCUUGGCUGUAGAGACGUCUCUCAAUCUGCCACAUACACUCGGUUUUGAUUACCCGACGGUAAAAUCACUAGCUCGUCAUCUUGCAGACCGUUUACAAAGUUCAAGUUCAUCAUCAAUUCAAUCACGACAAAGCUUGCGGGUAUUGGAAGGCAGUUCUGCGGAGAAUCUGGGCAAUAGAAGUAUCACACUUGCGUCUUUCUACGGCAAUAUGUCUACUGCAACCUACGACGACGAAGUGACGCUCGUCGACAGCCGGUUCGAUUCUUUCUUUGAAUCAGGCAACCCACCAUUUGCAUUUCAUAUGAAUAAUGUAAACAAUUUUGACGCACACAUUUUCGACCUCAAUGAACGCACAACUGCGCAAAUGGAUCCAAGACAACGGACGUUACUCAAGUGCACUUUCGGCUGCAUCUACGACGACCAAGGUGUAAUCGAUGGUCAAACAGGCUGUUUCAUUGGUGUCAGUGCCGAUGAGUACGGGGCACUUCGACUAAUAUUCCCACUCAAUUUCAGAGAUGUGCCCGCUUCGAGCGUUUCCAGUGUCGCUUCUGGACGGAUAUGCUUCACAUUCGAUCUCACAGGACCGGCGAUGAGUAUCGACACUGCCUGCUCCUCGUCCCUUGUGGCAGUCCAUCUCGGUGUGGCAUCUGUAUUUCAGAGUGAGUGCGACUCAACUGUAACGGGUGGCGUGAACCUCAUCCUCACCGAGACUACGACGGCCAUGUUUCUACGCGCUGGUAUGCUAGCGCCUGAUGGCCGCUGCAAGACGCUCGAUGCGGCCGCGGAUGGUUACGUGCGAGCCGAAAGCUGUGAUACAUUAUUACUGAGUCCAACCGCGAAUGUCAAUAGCGAGAGCGUGUGGCUGUGUGGGACCGCAGUAAAUCAAGACGGUCGAACGAGCUCGUUGACGGCGCCAAAUGGACCAUCGCAGACCAGAGUCAUCAAAUCAGCCCUGGCAAACGCUUCGACUCGGCCAUUAGAAGUGCGGGCCCUUGAAAUGCAUGGAACUGGGACGCCACUUGGUGACCCCAUAGAAGUAGGAGGCGCGAUGUCUGUUUUGGGUCAGGCAGAAACUUUACGAUUGCAUGCAAUCAAAACGAACAUGGGGCACGCUGAAUGUGCUGCCGGUGUGGCGGGGCUCAUAAGUGCAUCACGUGCCGUAGAAAUGCAAAGACACACUGGCAUAAUGCACAUGCGCUUACUCAACGUACAUGCGUGGCACGCAAUGUCAAUAAAUCCCUCUCAAGAGCCAAACGUUGCUGUGCCGCGAUCUGCUUCUGCUUCGUGCCAGCAUGUGCAUAAAGCAAAUGCGAAGACGGGAACGAGCUCGUUUGCAUUUCAAGGUACAAACGCUCACGCGAUAUUAUCGGCGACCGUUUACAGCGCUCUGUAUAAGCGCCCUAUGGACGGCAACCCACUACUUCUCGACGAAAAGUACUUACUGCACGAUUACAUGACAGUGGAGUGUAAAGCCUAUUACCUAGAUUCGUCACAAUGGCUAACAUUCAAGCAAAGAAAUAAUAUGGAUAAUGAUAUCGCACGAAUGUCAGAUCUACUUUUUGCUGUACAUUCCGUAGUUGGUAUAACAACAAACGAACGAUUGACGAUGCUUUCACAAGUAGUGCUGACAACUCAUAAUGCAGUAAAGGAUAAUUUGGUCGUACAUCUCUGCGAAAGAACUUCUGUGUUUAAAGUUGUAGGGUCGAAUGGUGUUAACACUGGUAAAGGCUGCGUGACCGUUACUCCACAGGUACGCGACCGGCGCUUCCUCAGCGUAUGUCAGUUCUUCCGGAAUUCAAUUUCUACAUGUCGUGCAAUGGAACACACACUUUUUAGCGAUACAGGAGUCAAAGAGCAACUGUUAAAGUCGUGUAUGCAUCAUUUUUUGCGUAUAUCUUGCGCCAUGGUUCAGUUCUCAAGAUUGUUGAAUACCACGUGCGCGCAUCGUACAGUUUCAAAUAGGAAAAUUACACGUACUAAAUCUCGAAUUCAAUCUUCCAAUAACUUGAUAGAGUGUGAAGAAAGUGCAUCACAAAUACGAAGACGUGCUAAAUUACCGACGCAUCAGUACGUGGCCAAUUGGGUUUAUGGAGCCGCAAAACAUCAACGAAUUGACGGCACAGAUUGUAUUAAUUUUGGUAGUUUCAAAGCUUCGCGAAUUGGAAAGCGUGCCUUUAACCUGGACUUGUGUGACAUAGUGCCCUAUCAAAGAGUAGAAGACUCAUCGUACACAUUUGCAUCAAUUUACGCAUCAAUGUUCACGUUUUUACCGUUGAUAAGCAUUGUCUCAAGAUCAUGCUCAUCAACCUGUUUCAACCUGGCCACGCAGCCACGUCCUGCAAGUGAAGCCGCCUGCACGUUCGGGACCAUGGAGAGCUUAAUUCAGGCAUUGCAUUUGGAGUAUCCACAUGUGCAAGUUGCUUUAGCUCCGAAACCAGUAUUUGAAAAGUUUACGUUUUUGAGUUGUAGUUCGUGCAAGAUGAGAGUUGAGGCUGGUAAAAUUUUCACACAGCGAUUAGCGCAAGUAAGUUUACGUUCAACCCUCCGCGAAGGACGACAGCGUGAGUUCGCAUGGACUUGCUCGCAUAAUGUUUUAACAUAUGGUGGAACUCAUGGCAUAACCGCUCACUUAAUAAAUAAUUUGAAACGCCAUUCGCAUUGUAAUGUUUGUAUUGUUGGCCGCACAGGGCGAAGUCGCGUGCUUCACGUGGAUCCAACAUUUUCCACGGAAGAUGACUAUCUGACAAUAUCGAGAGCUUGUGUGUGCAAUUUAGAUGAGUUAGCAGCCAUUAAAUCCCGGUUCUGCAAGGAUCAAAAUAAAAAACUGUCAGUUAUACAUUCCGCAGGAGUCUUUCAGAUGACUCCAGUGAAACACCUGACACCUGCACAGAUGAUGGCAGUCUUCGUACCAAAAGUCGCAACUUCAGUACAAGCUAAAAAAGACAAUACGCCUUGGCUUUUUCCGUCCCACUCACGACAAAUAGACAUAUUUCUGUCGUCAAUCAGCGCUGUUUUCGGUCUUGGGAGAGCGGCAUCGUAUGCAGCGUCAAAUGCAUACAUUGAUGAGCUAUCACUUUGGUUUCAUUCUUUUGGAAGCGAAAUUAUCUCAAUCCGCUUGGGGCCAUUUGCGAGUGUUGGUAUGGCGUUAAAUGCAACAUGGGACUCAUCCAUCUUGGGCCUGACCUCGAUUUGCCCCAAUAAGCUUUGCAGUAUAAUAUCAAAAUGUCAUUUGACUCGUGCGCUUCCUGGUGUUUUGGUAGUCAAGUUGGACAUGCAGAAAUAUGACUCACAAUUUAGAGUACUGCUGAACCAAACAGAACAUAGCCUACAGCAAUGGGAUCUACUUGACGAUCUCCUUGAUAGGGUAAAACACCCAUCAACUCAGAUUGUGAGUGACGACAACUAUUUGGAAGCUAUGCACGUGGAUGUCGUACAAUCACAUGUAGCUUCAGUGGUGCAGCGCGUUCUAACGGAUUUACGGGGAUGUAGAAAUGGACCAUUUUCUUUGGAUGAGAGCGUCAUGACCAACGGCGUGGACUCAACUUUUGCUUUGGAACUUGCUGAUGCACUUUCAUCGAAGCUUCAUAUUGAUGUGCCAAAGUUAGUAGCAUUUGAGCAUCCGACACUCCGAUCUUUAAUUCGUUUUUUGUCGCAACAAAACCAAUGUAUGUUGUCCGAAUCGCAUCAAAAUCAAAUUUCCAUACAAAGGUCUUCCUGCUCUUUGACUACCCAACAUAAACGUCAUAGUAUUGACGUGCGAGUCUACGCUAAGACUUUUCACAGCCAGUCGACAGUAACUCACAAGAUUCCGUUGUUUGAUGCGAUUCAAGGUUUGGAGAAGCGUUGGAUCAUAGAUUUAUUCAAAUUUGAUACCCUAGACGGUGCACUUCCACCAAGUUUUGGUGGAUUCAUUGCUCAAGUAUAUCAUUUUGAUGCCAAUACCUUUGAUAUGUCACGCAUGGAAGCUCGUCUCUGCGAUCCACAGCAGCGCGUUCUGCUUGGCACUGCCGCAUCGUUGCUCGACAAAAAGUAUUGCGUCAAUGGAUGUGCAAAGUCAGUAUUUGUCGGCAUCACGUCGUCGGACUACGCAAGAAUCUUGCGUGAUAAGUCUACACUUGCAAACGGAUAUGAAAGUGCAACGAAUGUGUCAAACGUUGCUGCCGGCAGGAUUUCUUUCACUUUCAACUUUACUGGACAAUCUAUAUCUAUUGAUACCGCGUGUUCUUCAUCGUUAGUUGCAGUGCACUUUUCAUGUGUUUGUGAUGAUCAUUAUCGAGAUUGUGAACAACUGGCCUUCGGGGUCAACUUAAUAUUUGAUCCAAGAACUUCAAUAGUCUGCAAUGCAGCAGGAAUGCUAUCAUCAGAUGGCAGAUGUAAAGCGAUGGACGUCGAAGCCGACGGAUAUGGUCGGGCCGAAAAUUAUGCAGGCCUGCUUCUUGCAAAACGUCGCGUGGAUCACGCUGCAUCGAACGAUAUCAGUGAAAACGUAGGAUACUUCAAAGCAAGCAAAAUAAACCAAGAUGGAAGGACUAGUUCCUUGGUGGCACCGAACGGCAACGCUCAAUUUGAGCUAAUUCAAUCCUGUGCAUCGCACUCAGGCAUUAAUGUCGAAGGAAAUGGCGUAGAUGAGUCUGAGUUACAUGGCACAGGUACGCAGCUCGGUGAUCCCAUCGAGAUAGCUGCAAUUCAACGAGUAUACUGUGUGGGUCGCUCUCCCGUCGUCUUCCAGGCAAGUAAGACGCUACAUGGGCACAGCGAAGCGUCUUCAGGAAUCCAUGGGUUAGUGAUGACACUUUAUGAUAUGCGCUUAAGUAGAUUUCUAUUGUCUUUGCGCAACAUGAAUCCAAUUGUUCUUGAUAGUGUAAAGGAGUAUGUGAAUGUAUUGAGAUUCAAUCGAGGCCGAUGCGCGUUAAACCCAGCCUUAAAAUCGAUAAGCUCGUUUGGAUACUCUGGAACAAACGCACACAUCGUGGCUGCUUCAGAUGAAUGGUGUAAACAUUUGGGAACCACUGAUAUGGAAUUUUUAUGGCAUAGACUAGAAUUUAAUCAAGCUGAAGACAGUGGAAGUCCGAUGAUAAACAUGCGUGGCCAUUUUCUACACUUGAAAGGGACUUGCAAGAUAAUUUUGUGCAUCCACGCUCACAUGCAUGGAAUUGGCGCACACAUCGAGAGUUAUCUUCAGACCCUUAAUAUGCUGGGCAAUGACGAUCGUUUCCUGAUCACAAAGUGUAUUCAUCGCACGAAAACAUGCGCACGAGAUGUCUGGACUGUCUCUCUAAGUACGCACGAUGGAACUUUCAACAGUGCAGAAGCCUGCGGACAGCUCGCAUUCGAAGCACGUUUGACUCGAUGUGCAUCACAUUUCACAAGACAAUCUCAAUCAGCACGGCGAUUGUGUUUCCGUCCUUCAUCACAGAGUUUGUAUGGGCGCACAUUGUCAAAAUCCGGCCUCGCUCUACCGAGCAAGCUAUUUGAAGACUCAAAGACACUUAUACAUCAUCGUUCACGUGAGAUGAAAUGCAUUACCCUACACAUUGAACUUUUCUACAUGGAGAGGUAUCGCAAUGAAGUCGGCCAUUGGGAUGUGCUGGUAGCGCGAAAUUCAUCUAGUUCCAAGUUCCACUAUUUAGAGCACCAGUCAGUAUCAAGGUCACACUUGCGCAAAAGAAAAACAAACCAUAAGAAACCGGAUGUGCCAUCUGAGUUCAAUCACAACGGUGCCCAACUAUCGUUGUACGAAAUCGUCUCCGCAUGCUACCGCGAUGUUAGUUUCCACUCAUUUAUGAAAGACAAAACUCUCAUAGAGAGUGGGAUGGAUUCCUUAGGGAUAACUGAAUUUUUUGCUAGGCUUCAACAGCAACUCGGAUGUCGCAUACCAGCCAGCUUGUUGACUGAAAGUUUAUCAAUGGAGGAAUUGAUAAAACGACUCGAAAUGAAUCAGGUCGCGACUGCAGUCUCCCAAAGUGAAGCUCAUGCAAACGUAAAAGACGACAGCGUCCUGGUAUCAAGCCAAGAACAAAAAAUAUUUGUACUGCACUUCAAGCUCUAUCCGUCAAGUUGUGCUUACAAUAUGUCAAUGAUCGUGGACAUCUCUAUGGAGAAGGAUAUAAUUGAGGUCUUCAACUGUAUGUUACUAAACCAUCCAAUUCUACGAAUGCGUUUUUCCCCCAAUGAUAGUGUAUCCAUAAAAUCAGGAGAGACAAUUUCUUCCAUACCAAUCUUAAGGUGUGAUAGAAAGAAUUGUGGUUCGGUUCACCGACGUUCAGAGAUCGUCAUAGCUGAAGCGAAGUCAUAUCCAUUCGAUAUUUUCAACGACGCACCACUUCGUUUGUAUCGCCUGGGCGAGUCAAAAUUGCUGGUAGUUUUGCACCACAUUGCUGGUGACGCGCUCUCUUUAGCUAUCAUCGCCCAUGCGUGUAGAUCAAACACACUUACAUGCGAUCGACCUGGGACGUUCGAUUCGUACACCUCCUGGUUUCAUCACCUGAUAGACCAAAAAGAUCGUCGUGCACAACUGAGAAAUAAAGCGUUGAUACACUGGGAGAACGUUCUCACAGAAAAUAAGCGAAGUAGUUUCAAUGCCUCAAAGCUGCGACAUGAUUUCAUGACUGACCUAAAUUCACCAGACAUCUUGCGAGGCGCUGGAGUUCCUUUCAAACUCAGUGCAAGCGCAACGCGUUUAUUGAAGUCUACCGCAAGAAUCUUAGGUACUACUACUUGCACCAUUUUGCUUUCUUGCUGGCUAAUUGUGAUCGCCACCAUAACUGAACGCCAGGUUCAGGCAUCACGUCUGGCAAGAAUCACUCUCGGAAACUCAUUCGAUUUACGAUGCGCAAGUUCACUUUCACAACAAUCAACCAUAGGGUGUUACGCUGCCGUUGUACCAGGCCGAUGUGUGGUCGACAUGAACAUCAAUUUCUCACAUAUUGUCGCGAAUGUGCACCACAUGAUAAACGCUGCUCGUGAAUGCCCUCUAGUCCCCAUCAACGAUAUCAUCCAUUUGCUUUGCACUCGACAUGGAUGUGACUUUCAUGCUAACAAUCCUAUGUUUGAGACAUGCUUCAGCUUUGUCAGCAAUCUGCGUCGAUCAAAAUGUAUGGAGUCCAGAGUAGAGCAUUUUCAACAAGCCGUUUUUUCGCUCUGGUUGGGACUUCAAGAUUCUCAUGCCGACAUUAGCGGCACCCUGAUGUAUGACGAAAGCAAAUUUUGCAGAGGCACAGUCGACAAUUUGAUUGCCUGUCUUGAACAUACCUGCCGGUCUUCGUGUGAAGAGCAGUUACAUAGUGGGAAAACUCUGUUGAAGAGCCUCAUUCUAAAAAGCAGCAUACGUAUGGAAAGAGGUACUUCUCUCCAACAUUCCCACACUUCUCGGCUAAUGCGAGCUAGACUGUCGCAAUCAAUCCAAAAAUCACGGAAUGAAAGCGCACAGACGAACACAAAUGUGAAGACGAUCUAUAUUUCCCAACCUUUAUAUGUUACUUCGAGCAAUGUAUGCAUAUACUUGGAUAUUGACCAACAUAUGACCACGUACCGCGAAUACAUAUUCAACCUAAUUCCGGAAGUCAGACACUCUCGCCUGCGCGUGUAUGCAGUGACGUCAAACUUUUACCUUCGACUUCUUCUCCACUACGUCGUUGCUUCGCUGGAUGGUGUACUGCUGGUUCACAGAGACUCAGAUAGCAUUCCUGAUGCAGAAGUUUUGUCGUUUUCACCGCAUGUAAUAUUUGGUUCUACUACGCUCUUGAGAAAGUAUGUUUUCACAAGGCCUCCCACUGCACUAGGAAAGAACAUCUCGAAUAUUAGACUACAAUAUUCUCAAAAAGUCCCCGGGAAAGGAUUAGAUUAUCCAUGUAUUAUGCCUGUCGAUACUUCACCCUUUGUAGUGCACAUGCACGCUACAGGUCAUACAAAACUGACACUUUUCAGCACUCACAUGCACUAUUCAUUUAUCAGAAACUUGCAGCUGAGUUUGAGCAUUAACUGUACUGAUAUUUCGUUACACUUUGCAAAUAAAGCGGGAUUGUUGAACAUCACAACGGCGACUGCGGUCUUAAAUGCAAAAGGCUCAAUUGUCAUAAAUGAAUCCGAUUCUGGGACAAUUCAUCGUUCAAUCGCUAGAGAGCGCGUAACUAUUCUUAUAGCGCCGGAAUCUAUCGGUGCGUCCAUGGUGCGCAGCGAGUUCUCAUCUAGCUUUGAUGCUUCGAGUCUUCGCCUACUCGUCGUGGAAAACUUGAGCAAACAAAGAUAUCAAUAUUUGCUGAAAAGUCUUUUCUCAAAAUUUGGCUGUCAGAUAAUGAGCUAUGAUAAUCCUACGUACGAUUCAUACAACGCACGAUCUCCAACAAUUUACGGCAGUGAGAUUUUCUAUAAUACGACAUCGAUGGCGCACGAGUUACGAUGGCAUACGACAAGAACCCAACACCCACUGUGUGUGAUGAGAGCGGUGACCAAUAAUGGUGAACUUGCACUGCUGCGCUCUGGGUUUGUGGGCGAGAUUCAAUGUCUACUAAACCAGCACGAGUGUUUCAGGAGAACGGAAUGGACCGACGACGACUGGUUUCGCACAUUGGAUUUGCUUAUAAUUGCACACGACGGUAGUAAGUCUGUUACUCCGAGUCGAAAACCAGUAGAUGUGUUUCGUCUUAAGAGUAAUUCAGCACUGCAUAACUCAGCGGAUGAUAUAUCGUCUGAGAAAGUACAAUUUUCGCCAAAUCAAGAUGUUCGAAGUAUUUCGCAUAGUAUUUCGCCAAUUGAGAUUGGUAUAGUUGCCACAAGCGGGAACAUAUUGCAAACGUCGGAUGCUAUAUCGUGUCAUCAGGUUUCAAAAUUUGAUGUUGCAAAAGAUUUGAACACUACACUUCACGACGACGGAUUAUCAUACAAUUUUGGUAAUCAUCACGAUCUUCGUGGCUUCGACUCAUCAUGUUUUCGCCUAACACUGCAAGAAAUCAUUUCGAUGGACUCACAGCAGCAGAAUCUUCUGUUUUAUGCGCAGAAACUGCUAUCGUCGACCUCAUCGUACCAAAAGACGAAAAACACUAGCUUGGCGUUGGGUAUUUCACAGUUUGGCGAUGUAUCGCUCUCUGUGAAUGAUCAAUCCGUCAUGGGUCAGGCCCAUAGUGUAGCAAGUGGCAGAAUUGCAUUCUUCUUCGACAUUCAUGGUCCGUGUGUAUCCGUGGAUACCGCCUGUUCGUCUUCACUCGUGGCAUUGCACUUGGUUUCGACCUUCUUCGCCCUCACAAAGUGUACAUUCGGCCUGCCUGCGGCAGUGAAUCAUAUCAUAUGUGAAAAUGUGACUGAUGCGCUUUACAGACUCGGUAUGUUGUCGCUCGAAGGUCGAUGUAAAACUUUGGAUAUUUCUGCUGAUGGCUACGUACGAUCUGAGUAUACUUGCCUGCUGGCUGUGGUAGAUUUAUCAAAAAGCGAUUUCUCGCCGGCCCGAGUAGUGCAAGUCUGCGCAACGCAAAUUAAUCAAGACGGUCGAUCGAGCGCGCUUACGACGCCGAAUGGUACAAGUCAAGUCAGCCUAUUGCGUCAAGCACUACGAAGCUGUCACAAGUGUUCAAACUCAUUUAAUAUUUCUAUGCAUGGAACCGGCACUGCCCUCGGCGACCCAAUCGAAAUAAAUGCCAUUCUUGAGGCAAUUCAAUCAGCAAAACUCGUGAAUAUUAAUGCUAGCAAGUCAAUCGCGGGGCAUGCUGAAGCAGCUUCAGGUAUGAUCAACCUUGUCUUUACAAUUCAAGAGUCAACGAAUCAUUUAUUCUCUCAAAUUUUACAUCUAAGACGAUUGAACACGCAUAUCGUGUGUGAUAUUGACAGCAGUGGAUCUUUGGUUUCGUUACCGAGGGAGAAUGUAUCUUUGGUGGAGAACUCAUCGUUACGUUAUUUCGGUACGAGUGCAUUUGCUUUUCAAGGAACAAAUGCGCAUACAAUAUCACGGCUUUUGGCCUCGCAUCACUAUUCGGUUCGCUGGUCCACUCUACAGAUCGCUGGUAGACAUGGUCAAUUAUCGCAAUUAUCGUCGUCGUUGAGAUGGGCCUGCUCAAUGUCCACCGGAAAGACCUCGCAGUCCUUUAUCCUAAAAAUUGAUAGCGUCUUAUACAAGCAUCACCGAGUUCGUAAUAGAACGAUAUGCCCAGCGACAGUUCUGUAUCGCGUCAUGUUCUUGGUCGGACAUCCUGAGCAGCACACCAUGCUGUACCAUCCAAUACGUCACGCUGUGCAAAGCGUAAUUAUUUCGACGUCACUCUACUUGGACAAACCCAAUGUAGAUCUAUCAUUGAAACUCGAUGAAAGCGGAUACUGCACCCUCUCCUCAGGUACGAGUACAAGUUUUACCACAUCCAACACGGUUUCAAAAGGGUUGCACGUGUGUUAUGCGCAAAUCUCUGGCAUGCUGAGAUUGAGUGACUACGGUGCCCCAAGCUUGUAUCAGUCGUUUGGAGGCGUAGGAUCGGUAGGAAGGACGACCUCCGAUGUAUUUUGUGGACACAAUCGCGCUAAACACGAAGAUUGUAGUCUGCAACUGGGCUUUGUGGGCUCCAUCAGAUCACAGGAUCCGCCUCUCCAUCUCUUCCUACCGUCCGGAGUGACUUCGUACACUCACAGAAAAUCCGAGAUUCGUACGAGAGCCAUCGUGUCAACACUUCCAUCACUGAACUUAAAUGACCGAAGCGAUAUAUUAAGUGACCAUUUUGCGUCCAAUAAAGCGUACAGUACGAUUUUGUUCCAUAUUGUAUCUCGACGGAUGAGGACGGAUCAAUUUUCAAACCCCACGGGAAUGUCCCAUACCAAACCAUCUGCAUUCAAAUACUCAAUAAUCGCGUUUCAACCGCUUCUCUUGGGGCAUGGCUUGAGAUCGAAUAUUAUCGCAUCCGAGUUGAGAAAGCACAGUACGUUUACAAACGUAAGGGGUGUUUCAGAUUUCCUACAAUUAGCUCAUGCUCUGCGUCGAGCGACGAAAGUGAGUGUCCACACCACUCGAGAAAUGGAACAGCUGGAUGCGAGUUCUAUGAUGCGUGUGGCUUUAUCUGAAGGUAUGAUAUCAAUUGUUGAUUCAGUCUCACAUCCAUCUUCAGCGUCUGUGAGACACGUUAUUGUUCCGUGGGAAUCACCAAAUGUAAAUAAUUCUGUUGUGGUUAUUCAAAAUAAACAUGCUUACUUGAAGAGUAUCACGGAAGUUUCACGACAAAACGUACAAGGAGUACGAAACCAUGUAUCAGGAUCACUCAUCCGAAGAGACUUCGACAGCCCAUUAAAGCAAAUCUCACUGUACUUGACAGGUGGAACUGGUCACAUUGCGUCGAAUAUCCUCCAAUGGUAUUGCUCAAAGUUUCAAGUGAUGGCGAUCUUACACGGGCGCUCAGGCAGAUUCCUCCACACAAAUCGGAGUUUGGACAGUGCAUUCAUCCGUGUAUCACGACACGGUAUUGAGCCAAACUCUUGCGUCGAUCUGCACAUGUAUCACUGCGCAGGCGUAUUACACGACGCAUUAAUACAAUUUCAAAAUUUUUUCACGUGCUCAAAAGUCUUGGCUCCCAAAAUAUCUAUAACGAGCGAACUAUAUAACAAAUAUGCCUGCUUGGAUUUCCGAAGGCUAACACUCUGUUCAUCAAUAUCUUGCUUAUUCGCAACACGAGGACAGCUGGGUUACGUAGCCGCAAACGCUUUCAUGGAUUCGUCUUCAAAUAUGUGCAGAAAUGUUGGUUCUUCUAUCAUUAGCAUCCAGUGGGGUGCUUGGUCAAAUGGUGGGAUGGUUGAUGAGGUCGUUUCAAGUCGCUACAUCAAGUCAGGCAUCAGUAUGCUGCUCCCCACUGAUGCUGUUCGUCUUUUGGUCCAAAACAUCGACAUAAAUUGCACGUUACUACUCUGUCAUAUAGGAAUGAAUCACUUUAAUAUUGGCUACAGCUCCACGUGCGGCGUCUAUUUCUGCUCAGGAAAUUUGAAAUUAACUUCAAAUCCAGGGAAAUAUUCAAAAGCAGAGAACUCAUCGUAUCAAAUUAAUAGUUCAUCGAGGGUUCUCCGGACAAGAAACCAUAUCGAAGCCGAUGUGCUCAAAAUUUUAAAAUCAGUAACGAAUUGUCAAGAUGUGAUGGAUGCAUCAAUUCGAUGGGAUUUUGAUUCAUUUUCUGCGAUCGAAUUCAGCGAAAUACUUUCGGCAUCAUUCGACAUCAAACUGCCUCUUACUCUUGCUUUUGAUUUCGUAUCAUAUGUCGAUGUCGCCCAUUAUAUAUUUGACAAAAUGCAUGAUAACGUGAUCACUAUGGGGCCACUUCAAACAUCGAAAAUUAGCUCAAAAGAAACGAUAAUACUUUCGUAUGUUACGGGAUCUUAUCCGGAUGUUCAAAAUGAAGCGGCAGACUUAAUAUCUCACGUGCCAUUUGCUAAAUGGGACAUUUUGGUUGAUGGUCCGAAAUGGAAGACAUCGUCGAUCUUUGGAUCUUUCUUAUUUCCACAAACAAGCUUUUUUGACUUCGAACUCUUUCAGAUUUCUCAAGCAGAAUCCCGGCGAAUAGACGUUCAGCAACGCCUUGCUUUGAAUGAUACUCUCAAGUGCGUUCAUAUGAUCGAUGAUGCGAACCUCUCAGGUAUACUUGUUGCAAUUUCGAGCAUGGAUCACUGUGGCCUCGAUAUUUCAAAGACGGGGUUCGCCACGGAUGCUGCAUUUUCAGUUGUACCAGGACGCGUUUCAUUUCAUCACAAUCUGGGAGGUGUGUCGAUUGCGAUAGAUACAGCGUGUUCGUCCUCUCUCGUUGCAGUUGAUGUGGCGCGUAGGUAUCUGCGUGAUGAAGGGAAUCACAUAAUUGUUUACGGUGUGAACGUCAUUCUUUUACAAUCAACGAUGUCUUUAUUUGCAGUCACUGGAAUGCUCGCAGAUGAUGGGCGUUGUAAAUCGCUUGAUGUAUGUGCUGAUGGAUACAGUCGCGCUGAAGCCUCGCACGCUUGUUUAUUGCACUCUGGUGCUAAACAGAAAUUACCGACCAAAACUUCUGGAUAUGUCUGUAGUAUUUUGCACUCAAUUAUCAAUCAGGACGGGCGUUCUUCCGCGCUCACGGCACCAAAUGGCCAAGCGCAGCAGCGUGCGCUUGUUGAACUAUUGCAUGGAUCCCGCGCCGGGCAUGUAGAAUGCUCGUACUUACACAGCACGGGGACACCGUUGGGCGAUCCAAUCGAAAUCGGAGCCUACUUAGGUGGAUUAGUUCACUUUGAGUCACACUCUCAUGCCGUACAACUGGAAGCUGUCAAAUGUCGUGUGGGGCACGGCGAGCCCGCAUCUGGGGUGUUGACACUAUCUCAAGUCGCAAAAAGUUUGAUUUCAUCCAACACUGGAAAUGUCUCGCUUCGAGUAAUGAAUCCAUUGGUAGAAGAUCGAGUUUGCACUCACGCAGCAAUCGUCAUAAACCGACAGUGUCACCAAAUGGAGUUUUUGGCAGAUUGUCCAAAAUUUGUCACCACGAGUGCGUUUGCGUUCCAAGGGACAAAUUGUAUGAUUGCACUCACACUUGGAUUUGAAUCGCAUAAUGUGACGUCUGUCUUGAAGAACUUGAAAGUACAAUGGAACGUAGAUAUAUUUACUCCGCACCCCCAAAUACAGUAUAUUCCGGCAAAAGGAUUAAUUGAGCUACAGUUCAAACAUUUACAUUCGAACUACUUGCUGGAUCACACUGUCAAAGACACAUGCAUUUUGCCAAACACCGCGAUUUUAGAGAUAUUUCUUUCCGCUCAUGCUGGUCUCUUUUCAACUUGUCGUGUUGCUGGGGCUGCAAAUCAGCUAACAUGUGCUCCCAUUCCUCUAUCAAGUAAGCAAAGGCACAGAAAAAUUCAUUUACGGAUUGAAGAUUACAAAAGUCGAAUAGUCAUUCAGCAUACCAUGCAUGCAUGUGCACACAUCGCAGAUGUUCCUAAUCGAGCGCAUACGCGCUGUUCGAUAGAGAGCAAAAACACUUUCGCAGCUUCUAAAUAUGUAUAUAGCCGAACAGCCCGCAUUCCUAGAUGGAUGCACAUUGAGCAAAUGUUCGCUUUCGAGCCGAACGUGAUGGAUUGCUCUUUACAGCUACGAGCUUGCACGUCCGUCGUGGACACACCCAACGUGCUUCUUUUGCCAGUAGGUGUCAAAAUGGCCACAAUUUCGAACUGUUCUGGCAAUUCAAUGUUGAGUUGUCGUAUCUCAUUGAAAAAUUGCGGUGAAUCAGACCAUUGCAUGCAGAACGCGACUCGUAAUUUCACCGUAAGCCUUUCAUGCGCGAGUUUUCGACGAGCGAGGUUCGACGCAGAUAUUAAGCUUAAGCGUCAAGCAAAAAUAAAAGUUAUCUAUACCAACUCGCUUUAUCGAAAGGACACCAUGGGAAGAAAAGAUGCUAUAAACUUCUCUACUAUACUCUGUACCAAUCCAAUUCAGCGCGCAUCGCUCAAAUUCGAAAGCGGUGUGAACACGACGCAACUGAUUUCAUCGUCUUUUUGUGCUUUACAGAAUGUAGCGACACAUGUUCAGGUUGCCGAAUUGGGCCUAAGUACCACACAUACCCCGUGUAUAUCUUCUGCAGUUGAGACAGUAUGCAAGAUUGCGUGCGAAGAAAUAAGUACUCCGUACUACAUCAAAUCAAUGGGGUCUUACGACAUUACAAGAAAUAUGGGUUGUAGAGACCAUACUAUCCCGCAGUGCUCAUACAUCGACAGUUUGGGCACGGAACAAACGACAAUUUCACACAAAGUAGUAUCUGUGCGCUUUCUUGAGGCGCAGCGCGUAAAAGCGACAAUAUCUUCGCGUUACCUCCCAAGAAUACUAGAUAGUACAUUCUCCACUGAUACGAUGCAGUUCGAUGGCGGCAUCUUGAUGAGCGGAGGACUAGGCGCACUCUCCACCAUUAUUGCUCGCCACAUAUACACUAACAAGCCACGCACGGGUGAGCUCAUAUGUGCAUCGAGAAGCGGUCGGAGCGCACGAUUUGAUCUCAACCAUUCAUGUCCCUUUAUGGAGAUAUCUGUGCACAAAAUUGAUGUCGCGAGUUGGGCUGACUUUUCGGCAACUUUUGCAGCACCAAAUCUUGCGUGCGAGUAUGUGCUACAUGCUUCGGGUUUGUUAUAUGAUGGCUUGAGUGUACACCAAAAUCCGAAUAAGAUUAGAACUGUCUGCGCGCCCAAGCACCGAGCCGCUGAAAAACUUCAAUGCGCCUUCAGUCUCACUGCUUUACGGGCAUGGUUGGUCUUUUCAUCGACAUCACAUGUCCUAAAAUCCACCGGACAAGCAAAUUAUGCUGCAGCUAAUGCCAUGACUGAUUCAUUCGCACAAAACCAGACACAGUGUGGUAAUGUGUGGAAAAGUAUACAAUGGGGUGCUUGGGAUUGUACUGACGGUAUGUCGACGCCCACAGUAUUGCAAAGACUCCACGAUUUAGGCGUUGGUAGCGUGGAUGAAAAAUCGGCACUUUGUAUGCUGGAUAAGAUUCUCUCAUCGAAAGGGCUAUCGAUCGUUCUAGUCAACAAGUUCAAGGAGCUACCGCAUCAAAGACGUCCACGUGCUCGAAAACUCCAUGAGCACACGAAUCUUUCUAAAAAUGAAAGGGGCUUUGUUGAGCGCGACGCUGGCAAAGACAUCCCAGUGAAAAUGCCAAUGAGAAGUUUCGAGGACAUACGUCUAAGUGUGAGUGCGAUUGUUUCAUCCGUAAUGGGAAUGCGUGUACAAGACGACGUAUCGCUGGUGGAAAUGGGUAUAGAUUCUAUAGUGUCCGUGGACAUUCGUGAUCAAAUCUCAAGCGCCCUCAAUUCGGAUUUGCCAGUGACGUUGGUAUUCAACUAUCCAACCGUUCGAGACAUUUCAGCAUACCUCGCUACAUUGUUGUCUUACCAGGAUUCAGUUCCGAGUUUGCAAUCGAAUCUCAUGCUUGAAGCCGCGAGCAACGACGAUUCAAUUCACAGCAUUCCUAUUCUUAGCUCUCUCUUGCCAAACUCUGACAAUCAUAUGGGAACAAGAUGGUCUACUGAUGUCGACCACACAAUAGGAAAGUCAGUACGAUGCGGAGUCACUAUCGAAUCUCCUGAUCGAUUCGAUUGUAGUUAUUUCAAUGUUGGUCGACAGGAAGCUCUUUACAUCGAUCCACAACAUCGCAUUGUGCUGAUGUUGGUGGAUAAUUGUGUAUCAGUCGUGAAAGACAUGGACAACAGCUGGGGGGUAGGUGUUGGAAUUUCAAGCGCCGAGUAUGCAACUCUGUGUGCGUACUCAGAAAGUAAUUUCCUUGGUACCGGUACUAUCGCCAGUGUUGCAAGUGGACGUAUUUCAUACACCUUUGCGCUAAGUGGUAGAAGUGUAUGUGUCGAUACAGCUUGCUCGUCAGCUUUGAUUUGUGUCACCAUGUUUCAUCGAACGUUGGACACUCACAUGCGUGGGUGUUGCCUAGGGGGGAUAAAUCUCACGCUACUGGAACGUUCUUCCUUGAUAUUUGAGAUGUCCAAAAUGCUUUCAGCAGACGGCCAUUGUAAAACCCUUGAUGCGUCUGCAGAUGGAUACGUACGGGCAGAAGCGGGUAUGAUGCAUAUUCUAUUGUGGAGGCAUACGUUGGUAUCAAACUCGAUAAUCCUCCACGGUAGCGCAGCGAAUCAAGAUGGUCGCUCUAGUUCGCUCACUGCUCCCAGUGGGCUAGCACAGGAAGCCGUGAUGAAAUUAGCGACACAACGCAGGGACGUUUCGGUCGAAACUAUUCAACUGCACGGCACUGGUACAAUUCUAGGUGAUCCGAUUGAGUUGAGUGCUACUAUGAGUGCAUACUCAUAUAGUUCAUAUACUGUCGCCUUACAGGCGAAUAAGUCACACUGCGGGCAUGCGGAACCAGCAUCAGGUUCCAUCAAUAUCUUGAAAGCUUCUGAGAGUGUCUCAUCUAGUAAGUGCAUCUCAAUCCGAUUGUUGAGGUGUAUCAACACACAUAUAUCCGAGACAUUCAACCAAGCACAUAAGAACUCCAUGCGUUCACCUCGUGCAAUCGUCCCGUUGUUGAACGCACAUUUUUCAUCAGAAACUCAUGCAUCUGUCAGCGCGUUUGCAUUCCAAGGCACAAACGCGCACGCCAUAUUGCAGAAUCGGAUAAAACGCGCGACGAAUCUCCCGAUCCGAUGGUCCAUGCGUUUGCUGCAGAGAGAUCGUAUUUGGAUAACUCCGACUUUGCCUCAACGUCUUCAUUCAUUGACCGUUGCAAAGAGCACACAUGUUGUCAUGCAAGGUAACAUCAUCAGCACUAAUAAUACCGGGUUAUUUGAUCACUCUGUUCACGGGAAAGCAAUCUUACCAGCUGCGAGUAUGUUGUUACUCUGCUCAUCUGCAGUUCGCAUGUUCGUUGAAACCAAAAUUCGCAAUAUGUGUGACGUGACUAUCCCAACUGCGCGGGUCAUUUUGCCGGCCAACGGAAAGGCACAAAUCAAUGAUAUUCGUAUAGAUACGACGUCUAGCGCACUGGAAAUGUACUCCGAAAGUAUCUUGUUUUUUAAAUGCCUUUGGAAAUGUACACGAAGUACAAAAGUAUAUCAAACACACGAAUAUGCUAACCCACUGGUAUUCGAUAAUAAUACUAUGGUGUGCACUAGCCGUAGUUCAAUCAAAAUAGAUUUCUUCCACGAUUACCACAGCUCGUCGCUUGAUAACACCUUUCAAUCCUGCGCCGCUCUGCACUCACCCAAGUCAUUUUCAUCGUACAUACCUACUGGUUUGCGAGAGCUGUAUUUGUCAAAUGCCUUUACAGAUGUCAUAGACAGGACAACGUACGUAAAGAUCCCAUUGACUACUAAAAUAUCACGAGAGCCACUGUCCGAAGCAGAUUACUCCAUGUAUGCAGAUAAUUUUAGCAUUGGCUCGGUGAUCAAGUUUCGAAUGAAAAGCUCUCGUAUCCGCGCUUCCAUCCACAAGGUGCAUAAAAACACUCUGUGGAACCUUGUGCGUUAUCGCGCAAGCAAACAUCUUAGUGACUUACAUGGGCAUAGUUUUCAGUACUUUCCGUGGGCGUCAGCCGAUUCAUCUUGUCUCAAUCGAACAGCUUUGGCAGUCAUAUCUCAUGUUUCGGCGCGUUCAUAUCGGAUUGACACUCACAUACCGCGUCACACAUAUUCAUGGUCAAUGUACAGCUCACCGUUACCAAAAAAUUCCAACAUUUACUCGAAAAUGAAGACGUGUGAAAUCGCCGCCACGUAUCUAAAAAUUGAAGCUAUGGGUAUCAGUGCCACAAAACACCUCCCAGGUAUCGGCAAGUUGCAAAAUGAUGACGAGGUACACGUGAUUCCUAGUCGAAUUCCAAAUAUUUUUAUUUGUGAAAAUAAUUCAUAUUACGGGACUAGUUUAAGAAAUGGCGUUUCGAUAUCCGGUGCGACUGGCGCUAUCGGGUCGUGUCUUUCGUUAUUUCUUCUACACUCCGACGCUAGCAAUCUUUCCCUCUCGAGUCGUCGUGGUUGGAGCGCUCAUAUUGCAAAACUCCGAGUGCAUUCGAGGUUUGGACAGAGCAUAGUUCGAUCAUUUAAGAGUGAUCGCGGAAUUGCACGAGAAGGCUUGACUUCAAUCGAUCGCAAUAGAAUAAAUACAUUUGUGUACGCCAGUGGGUCAUUGUGUGAUGCUGUUGUGCUCCGACAGACUCCAGAAACGAUGUCUACUGUAACCUCUGCAAAAGUACUAGGAUAUGUUCGUGACCACGCCUUAGCAAAUAUACAAGCUCAACGAUCAAUCGCGUGCUCGUCAAUAACUGGCUUUAUUUAUUCAUUCGGUCAAAUGAAUUAUUCAAUAUCAAAUAACGUGUUAGAUGAAUGUGUGAAGUUGAUGUUCAACAGCGGAUUCUCUAGUUCCAGUGUCCAAUUUGGUGCAUGGACGGACGCCGUCUUUGGAAUGGCCCGCCUGGACGCACAUUUGGAGAAGCGCUUAUUAGCAUCUAUAAACGUCGCCCACGGCUUGUUUAUGCUAAACCUUUCUAUGUUGAAUGCCUGUACGGUACCCACAUACAUAGCGUCGCGUCUGCCUGCGCUCACUAGCCCUUCCACACCGAAUAUCGUAUCAGAUUCAAUUCAGACAAAAACUAGUUCAUAUUCUUUUGAUACGAUUGCCGAUUUUCUACGACACGCGAUAAUGUCAUCGAUCGACAUGGAAACGUAUACAUAUAUUGAUGAUGCGCAGCCUAUUAUGCAGCUUGGACUUGACAGCUUGGCGCUUGCUGACCUUCGAUCGUCUAUAAACGCCAAAUUCCAGAUAGACUUGCCAAUUAUAUCAAUGUUCGAUUAUCCAACAGUGCAUGAGCUAAGCAAAGCAAUCUUCUCAUUCACGGACGCGCGUACAACUUCAGAUUCAGUGAUUUCACUCGAUUUGAAAUCGAAAUCACUGGGAUUGAAUCCUCACGAAGGAACAGGAUCGAAUGUUCACAAAAUAUCAAACAUUUCACUUCGAUAUCCAAACAACAUAAAGAAUUUGCAAAGCUUGCGGACGUCACUGGUCACUGGUGCUGAAUUGCAAAGACGGCUUUCUACUCGUUUUGACGUUGAGCUUCUCAGUGGAUCUACGCGAUUUGCUGUGUUGUUGCGCGACAUCUUUUACUUUGACAACACUAUAUUCCACUUGACACCUCAAGAAACGAUAUGCAUGGACCCGCAGCAACGUCAUUUGUUGAAUUGUUGCAUCGAAUGCUUGCAUGGUGUAUCUGACACGAAAAUAUAUCAUCAUAUGGGGGUAUUUAUUGGCGUAAUGUGGAAUGACUACCAGUUCAUUCUGAGAUCGACAAAAUGGGCGUUCUAUGCGUACGCAGGUACAGGUAAUGGUAUUUCGUUCCUCGCUAGCAGACCAUCGUUCACCUUCGGAAUGAAUGGGCCGAGCAUCGCGAUAGAUACGGCAUGCUCCUCGUCAAUGGUAGCGGCGCACUUAGCGUGUGCAAGUAUGGAUGGCUCACAUGCUUCGUCUACGUUGUCUGGCGGCACGCAAUGUAUACUGAUUCCGGAUACCUUCGUGACUUUGUCAUCUCUCGGUGCUAUUGCUUACGAUGGCCGAUGCAAAACCUUAGAUGCUGGAGCGGACGGAUAUGGAAGAGGAGAAGCAUUUGGUCUUUUACAUUUAGAACCAGUCCAGCCAGCCCAUAGAUAUGAAAGCCGACACGAUUUUGUGUUAUCGGCGUGCACUGUGAACCAAGAUGGGCGCUCAAGUUCGUUCACGGCUCCCAACGGACCAAGCCAGCAGAAGUUGAUCCAAGUCGCGUUGCUACGCAUUGAAAAUGCGUCGAGUCGUAGCUGCUAUCUUUCACUCCAUGGAACUGGAACCUCGCUUGGAGACUCGAUCGAGCUCAGUAGCCUAAUGCAACUUCAAUCAUGCUUUUCAUUUCUUCUCAUUGGAACCAGUAAAAGUUCACUAGGCCAUACCGAAGGUAGCGCGGGAGUAGUUGGCAUUCUCGAUUCUAUAGUCUGCUCAACGCACGCUGUUAAUUUUGGAAUGCGCCUUUGUCGUAAUCUGAAUCCACAUCUUAGUGUAUUCACACACGUGGCCAGCGAAGGGAAUGUUCACAUUGCACGAGCGAUGACAACAGCGCCGCAAAUCGAGCUUACGGCUUCUUCUUCUUUUGGAAUGAGUGGCGUUAAUGCGCACACAAUUAUCCGCGCGAUUCCAUCGAAGUUGACGCAUCGUUGUUGCUCGACAAGAGCGCGUUUACUUUGUUCGCAAAUGUUCCAUGCUGGUGUUGGUACUUUGUAUUCAAAUGUGCAACUUAUAAGUGUCUUUAAAUCAGCGUCGAGAGCGGUUUUCACCGUCAAUAUAUGUAGACCUGCUUGGUCUAGCUUACACGACCACAGCGUGAACCACACGCCCGUUCUACCCGCAGCUGCAUCAUUGAUUAUUCCGAUAAUUCCCUUGGACGACUUGCUCAUUGAUAGCGUGCUUCAAAUGAAGACAAUCUUGCUGAUUCCAAUCGUACUGAAGCAGCUUGAUACGAUAUCAGUGGUAACAUAUCGAGAUAGCACUAUGCGACUCAUGUUGCGUUCUGGCGAGAGCGCAACAACCUCCAAAUUCCGAAAAACAAAUGAUGGUUCCAAUAUCAGGGAACCUUUCCAGCAGCUUGGGCAUUGCAUUCGUUCACGGCGUGGUGCUCUUAAGACAAAGAUGUCAAAGUACGUCGGCUCAGCAUGCGCGACCGUCGGAGCAGCACAUCUGAUUGAUUGCUCCAUGCACAUUUUGUAUUGCUUGAUGGACAAAGAAAAUAACGACGUGGUUCACGUACCAGCAGUGAUACAUAUAUUUCAACUGCAGCAGCUGCCUUUAGAGCACCAGUUUGAGAGCUCGUCCUCAGCAAAGAAGAAAGAUGCACCCGAGAGUAAUCAUACGACAUCAAAUCUUGCACUAUUGCGCCGUUUACAAUGCAAACCUUUGAGUACUAUGAAUCGUGCUUUCGAAAGAGAAAACUUGAACAAGAAAGUGCAAUCAAGUGUGCUAUAUGCACUAAUGUGGUGCGCAGUGCAUCAUAUCAAGCACGUUUGUCCGCAAACCCCACACUCAUACAAUCUGGGACGCAGUAUGGAUACUAACACAUCGACUUCAUACCGAUAUGCCCCGUCUUACGCUGCGAUGAUGCAAAAUGUGCAUGCGUCAAUACGGCUUGUUGGGCUCGCCACAUCAAGCACACCAGUUGGUCGCGCGGGAGAAAAUAUGUCAAAUGUCAUUUCAGCAUCUGUGAUACACACAAUAUCGAUGGUCUCUGUAGCUGAUCUCAAUCAAACUUAUCACUUGGACGUGCACAGCGACUCUCCACUAUCGCUAAAGCGAGCGUCGAGCCACUUUAAGAAGGCAGAAUGUGAAAGUCGUGCAGAACCAAUUCAGUCUCAAUAUUUGGCUCGAGCUAGAUAUGUUCCAAUGAUACACGGAUGCCGAAAAGUACCAUUGAAUAACUUUGUACUUCAACCAAGUCCCAGAGGUGCGAUAAAAGAUCUGACUCCCGUACCGAGUAUAGCUUUGGAUAGUGGAAUCACAGUAUCAAAGCCAUUUGUUAGAACGCGGAUUCUUGCCGUAGGGCUGAACUUCAGGGACGUUUUGAAUAUUCUAGAUAUGUACCCUGGGGUGACAGAACCACCGGGUACAGACUUUUCAGGCAUAAUUGACGAUGUGUACUCUCAUUCACACGGAGAUGCUAUAUUUGGCUUGACGACUGGUUGUCUCGGUGACGUAGCUUACGUACACCGUUCAUUAUUUAGCAUAAAACCGCCGCGAGUAAAUUUUAUCGAAGCUUCGGCGAUUCCGACAGUUUUUCUCACCGUCGACGAAUGUUUUAGCUCCAUUCGUCGACUUAAAACCACUCCAGCUCAUCUUCUCGUACAUGGGACGACGGGUGGCGUUGGACUUGCGAUAAAAUCGAUAUGUUCUAUGAUGGGUGACUCGCUCUCUGGAACAUCGAGUAAUGUGAAGAAACGGCAUUUGAUGCGAUACCUUGGUAUUCCAUGCAUGAGCAACUCACGAUCGACUAAGUUUUCGCAGUCAGUAUUUUUAAGCUCUUUAUCACGAAGUUGUCCCGUCGACGUAGUCUUAAAUACGCUUACAUCACCUGGCAUGAUUGCGGCCUCCUUGUCGAUAUUGAAUGUACACGCUACAUUUUUAGAGCUAUCAAAGCGCGGUAUUUGGUCAGCCGACGCGUUCGAAAAAGAAAACUAUAAAGCAACUUAUGAAGUCAAGGCUAUUGAUCACCAGUCUAUUGCUGAACUCAGUUUUCGUUUAUCAUUACUGGGGUUGUUUAUGUGUGCUGGUUUGAUACAGCCAUCGAUAUGUUUGAGCAACGAAUUUCGGUUCAUCCGUCAAAGCAUGAGGGAAAUGACGAGAGCGUCCCACAUUGGAAAAGUCGUCGUGUAUCACAAAACUGUGAUGUCUGGUCAUCAAUUAGUCACGGGUGGAACUGGAGCGAUUGGAAUACUGCUCACACGGUGGUUGCUGGGUAUUGGUGCAAAUAGUGUUAUACUUCUAUCACGUAAUGGUCAUAAUAAUGGAAUAAUGAGAUUGCCAAGGGAUAGCCGCUUGCACUUCACACUGGAGAACGCAGACAUAUCAUGCUCCGAAUUCUCGACAAUUUUCAGAUCGUUGUCUUUGUCUGACUCUGUGGGAAUAUUUCACACUAGUGGAGUUCUAAGAGAUGCGUUGAUCUGCGAUCAGACAUCAGCUCACUUGGCUGAAGUGUCUGCACCGAAAGUGAGUGGGGUAAAACGAUUGCAUAGUGCGCUAAAAGAUGCCUACCUGGUGAAAACAUUUCUAAAUUUCUCAUCCCUGGCGGCGACCAUUGCUUCAAUUGGUCAAAGUAACUAUACGUAUGCAAACAGUUGGUUAGAUCAAUGGAGUUCAACUUGCAAAGAACGUGGCAUGGUAAACGAGUCAAUUCAAUGGGGUGCAUGGCUCGCUGGUGAUGGAAUGGCUAAUUCUGACGGUAUUUCUCGUCGUAUGGAACGAGUUGGUCUUCAAUACAUACAACCAUCAGUUGCUAUGUCUAUAAUCCAGACGCGUCUCGAUCACUCCAUACUACAUCACAAUUUUACACUAUUAUCGCAGCAGUUGAUAGCGACCGGACUAAACUGGAGUAGGUUCAUGUCAUUCGCAGUGAAAAAUCGCUUCCUGUACGGAAAGAAGCAAAACUUCAAUCAAGCGGGGAACGUAGACAGCAAGAAUACGGCCUCUGCCAAAGACACAGAAGUACUGGUAGUACAAAAACUAUUGCAAAUUUUCAAGGAAGUCUCUGGUCAUGAACUCACUGCUGACUCCGCGAUAAUGGAGGCCGGUGUUGAUUCGCUUGGUGCCGUUGAGAGUCGUAACGCGAUAGCAGAUGCUUUUACAAUUACCGACCUUCCGAGUACCCUCAUAUUCGAUUACCCCACGGUCAAGAGUAUAGCAGGAUUGAUCCUAGGGGCUGAGAACGAAAUAAAAAGAACAGAAACAGAACUGCCAAUUGACAGCCCAACUCGUUCGAUUGAAGUACGCAUAUCAUCAGUCAGCAGCCCCGGGCAGUAUCAGCACGCACUGGAUGACGUAAGUGGUGUGCCUGAAAAUCGGUGGGAUAUUAGAGCCGACGAUUACGCCCUGAUACGGUUUGGUAGAUUUCUCCAUAACAUUGAAUAUUUUGAUAUUGCCCUGUUUUCAAUGCGACGUGCAGAAGCUACUGCCGUGGACCCACAGCAGCGCAUCCUUCUAGCGCGCGCCUUAGAUGGGCGCGCACAUGCAGUAAACGGCCAAUAUAGCGAGGGAUGUGGCGUUGUUGUCGGUAUAUCUAGCACUGAUUACAGCGCGAUCACCUCUCGUGCCGGCAAGCUUCAAGCAACUGGUGGCUCACUCAGUGUUGCGUGUGGACGGAUUUCUUUCACAUACAAUCUGCGCGGAACGUGUGCAAGCAUCGACACAGCGUGCUCGUCGUCUUUAGUUGGAUCACAUGUAGCGCGUAACGCAGUGCUCACGGGAGAAUGCGACAGCAUGAUAUGUUGCGGCGUGAACAUCACCCUGAACCCGACGACGACUAUUGUUUUUAGAACUGCGGGGAUGCUGGCAGAUGAUGGGCGAUGUAAGACUCUGGACAUGGCUGCAAACGGCUACGUUCGAGGAGAAGGAUCAACGUUGCUGCUCUUGACACCGCACAGCGACGGCGUGCGCGACGACUACUGCAUGUUUUACGCUUCUGCAUCUUCUGUCAACCAAGAUGGACGCUCAAGCUCUCUCACAGCCCCCCAUGGCCCAUCGCAGCAGAGCGUGAUUUUGCACACCAUGCUCCAGUCUGGUAAUGAUAACAGCUCUUCUGGUGGUAUAGAGCUUCAUGGUACUGGCACGUCUCUGGGGGAUCCUAUAGAAGUUGGCGCAGCGCGCACCGUACUUAGCAGCCUCAAAAGAUUGCCAGUCGUUACUUUUUCAGCAAUGAAGACUCGCUGCGGACACACCGAGCCAGCUUCGGGCGGUAUGGGUCUGUGUGGCAUUGUUGAUUGCAUAUUUCGCUUGAACACUCCUGCGCUCGUGCACCUAUGCCAGCUCAGCACCCACAUUCAGAGUAUUCUGAAUCAAGAUACGGCUGAGCGAUGCGGAAUCGCUCUUCCACGCCAGGCAACGCAAAGUGCGUGGCAAUGUGAUGCACACGCCGUAAACCGAGGAGUGAGCGCGUUUGCAUUUCAAGGAACGAACGCACACGUAUCUGUUCGACGCGAUUACGUGAUGAAAUCCUUGCCAGAUGCUUCUGUCAUGCAACACAGCAUCGAGUGUUGGAUAUCACAUGCUGCCUUUGGCCUGCGGCUCGUGCACGCAGUCGAGACGAGCGAAUGCCUACGGAUUCAACUCCCACCAUUAAAAACACGACAUAUAGAUCGCGAUCACUGCGUUCGUGGCCGCUUGGUUCUCCCCGCUACCAGCUUUCUGGAGCUGACCCUCACUUGUGUAAAGCAACUCCACACAAUGACUGUUAACGUGGUGCGUCGCACGCAAAUACAUGCUGCCUGUUUGUUGGAUACUUGGCGCAACGAUGCAUUAUCGUUCAAAAUAUCGCAAACUACCGGCAGUAUUUCCGUAUCGUCACAACGAGCAGGGCACACGUCUUGUAAAGUAGUGCAGACCAUGCUCACGCAACGAACUCCAUCGCCGAAAGUGUAUUACGCAAACGUCUCCAAAUCCAGCCUUGAUUUGCACUUCAAAGUUCAUAGUAAAAAGGUGCAAACACUAGAUCAGUCGUUUGCCGCAGAGCUCGAUGCGCACGUGCAGAGCUUAUCAGCUCUCAGGCUAAAUACUUUCAGUGAUGAUAGCUUUGAAUUGCACUUGCCAGUGAGUCUCGAAAUCUGCACACACCAAACUUCGUUGGCACGGUCCCGAGACCACGCACUAUCACGCUUCUCGCCGCAAAAGAUGCAGAGUGACCAUAUAGCACAGCAAGCGACGGAAAAUCAACUUGCGAUGCACGAACUACUGGGCAAAAAGGUUGCGUCUCACUCAGAGCCUGCAGCGAUGGGAUCAGAGCGCUAUUAUGGUGGGAGGCAAGGAAGACACGCCAUCGAUAUGAUAUAUCGCGCCACGUGGAAAACCGAGAACACAUACAGAGGACCGCUUCUCCGUACAGAAGGUGUCACGAACGUAUACUCGCAUUUAGCUGCGGGGAGGCAAAGUGCAUCACGCGUGGCUUCUCUUGCCGUGCAGAGUUUACAUGCAAGUUCCAAUCUAUGCGUGAUUCGCACGACAGCAACAGAGCUGGUGUCAGCCUGUCCACGCCUAUGUGCUGACACGCAGAGCUCUAUCGGUCGAUGUAUUCCGGUCGCUGGUGCCAUGUGGGGUAUCUUCAGGAGUGGCGCACAUGAGAUGUCACAGCGUUUAGUGUGCGUUGAUUUGGGCGCAUCAAGUAUUGUGCACGCAAAAGCAACCGACUUUCUUCAUUCAAAUUCUGAUUCGAACGAGGUGCAUGCCAAAUCAAUAUCGAAUCGCCAUGUCCGCACGCCGACGUUAUCGAAGGUCUGUCCGAAUUUACACGCAAAAAUGUUGUGGCGAGACCCACGUCGAGCGAUGGCAAAGCACAUCGCACAGUGCGACUCUAAUGCGCUUCUACACCCGUGCAGCGACAUUUACACCGGUGGUGUCGGUGGCAUCGGAGCGCUUAUCUAUGAAUGGAAUGCAUCCAUCUGUGAUAGACCCUUCGUACUCGUGGGGCGUUCCGGAAGAGGAAAACAUAUCGCGCCGGCAAAAUUUACAUCCCUGCUUACCAUCCAACGUGUAAACCUUUGUGUCAGAAGCGAAACAGAACGCUUGGUUUCGUGUAGUGUGCGAAAUGUCGGUCGGGUAUUGCACAUGAGCGGUGUUCUCAAAGAUUCAAUCCUAAUGAAGCAAACGUUUUCCACAGUCUCGAUUGCGUUUGCAAACAAAACACAAGGUGCACAAGCGGUGUGUCAUGAAAAUCUCCCUCAAAUGUCUUUGACACAUGUUUUCUUCUCGUCCAUAGCUGCAUUGCUCGGCUCGCCGGGUCAAACUAACUAUGCAGGUGCUAACGCACUGCUCGACACACUCGCUCAACUCGGCACGACGAUGGGAUGGCGGUGCAUGAGUCUCCAGUGGGGACCCUGGGGUGGAUCCUAUGGCAUGGCUGUGCGUUCUGCAGUGGGUACACCCAGAAACUUUGGAUCUCUAGGGAUAGAAGUGAUUGACCCACACACUGCGCUGAGAACGCUACGCACUCUCAUUCAACCUCCAAAUAUGUUCUCAAUCUACGCCGUUUGCCCACUGCGUGCAACCGGCUUACAUGCAUGGAGUGUAUCUACAUCACACAGUGCGGUUUCCCCGCCAAAUGCACCAUACGUCGAUCAAAAUAGCACACAACUCAAGAUCAAGAUAUCAGCCGGAGAACGUGGCGUACCAUCAUGCGUGAUCCACGGCGACGAAAUUGCGGGACGUGUAGCGAGUAUAGUGAAUGAUGCGGUUGGUAGACCAUUGGAUGCAAAGGAGCCACUGUUGGAUGCGGGUCUUGACUCACUCGGCGCCGUUGAAUUGCGAAGCAGACUGAACGAUGAAUUCGCUGUGCAGCUCCCGUCGACGGUUGUAUUUGAUCAUCCUAGCGUAUAUGCACUUGCAGAAGCCGUGGCGGGUGAACUGUCGCAUGGAAAAUCGAAUUACGGAAGUGCACAGGUGCUCCGUAAUAGUACUAUUGAUGUCACGUACUCAGCUCAAGUGUGCAUAUCAUCAGUCAGCAGCCCCGGGCAGUAUCAGCACGCACUGGAUGACGUAAGUGGUGUGCCUGAAAAUCGGUGGGAUAUUAGAGCCGACGAUUACGCCCUGAUACGGUUUGGUAGAUUUCUCCAUAACAUUGAAUAUUUUGAUAUUGCCCUGUUUUCAAUGCGACGUGCAGAAGCUACUGCCGUGGACCCACAGCAGCGCAUCCUUCUAGCGCGCGCCUUAGAUGGGCGCGCACAUGCAGUAAACGGCCAAUAUAGCGAGGGAUGUGGCGUUGUUGUCGGUAUAUCUAGCACUGAUUACAGCGCGAUCACCUCUCGUGCCGGCAAGCUUCAAGCAACUGGUGGCUCACUCAGUGUUGCGUGUGGACGGAUUUCUUUCACAUACAAUCUGCGCGGAACGUGUGCAAGCAUCGACACAGCGUGCUCGUCGUCUUUAGUUGGAUCACAUGUAGCGCGUAACGCAGUGCUCACGGGAGAAUGCGACAGCAUGAUAUGUUGCGGCGUGAACAUCACCCUGAACCCGACGACGACUAUUGUUUUUAGAACUGCGGGGAUGCUGGCAGAUGAUGGGCGAUGUAAGACUCUGGACAUGGCUGCAAACGGCUACGUUCGAGGAGAAGGAUCAACGUUGCUGCUCUUGACACCGCACAGCGACGGCGUGCGCGACGACUACUGCAUGUUUUACGCUUCUGCAUCUUCUGUCAACCAAGAUGGACGCUCAAGCUCUCUCACAGCCCCCCAUGGCCCAUCGCAGCAGAGCGUGAUUUUGCACACCAUGCUCCAGUCUGGUAAUGAUAACAGCUCUUCUGGUGGUAUAGAGCUUCAUGGUACUGGCACGUCUCUGGGGGAUCCUAUAGAAGUUGGCGCAGCGCGCACCGUACUUAGCAGCCUCAAAAGAUUGCCAGUCGUUACUUUUUCAGCAAUGAAGACUCGCUGCGGACACACCGAGCCAGCUUCGGGCGGUAUGGGUCUGUGUGGCAUUGUUGAUUGCAUAUUUCGCUUGAACACUCCUGCGCUCGUGCACCUAUGCCAGCUCAGCACCCACAUUCAGAGUAUUCUGAAUCAAGAUACGGCUGAGCGAUGCGGAAUCGCUCUUCCACGCCAGGCAACGCAAAGUGCGUGGCAAUGUGAUGCACACGCCGUAAACCGAGGAGUGAGCGCGUUUGCAUUUCAAGGAACGAACGCACACGUAUCUGUUCGACGCGAUUACGUGAUGAAAUACUUGCCAGAUGCUUCUGUCAUGCAACACAGCAUCGAGUGUUGGAUAUCACAUGCUGCCUUUGGCCUGCGGCUCGUGCACGCAGUCGAGACGAGCGAAUGCCUACGGAUUCAACUCCCACCAUUAAAAACACGACAUAUAGAUCGCGAUCACUGCGUUCGUGGCCGCUUGGUUCUCCCCGCUACCAGCUUUCUGGAGCUGACCCUCACUUGUGUAAAGCAACUCCACACAAUGACUGUUAACGUGGUGCGUCGCACGCAAAUACAUGCUGCCUGUUUGUUGGAUACUUGGCGCAACGAUGCAUUAUCGUUCAAAAUAUCGCAAACUACCGGCAGUAUUUCCGUAUCGUCACAACGAGCAGGGCACACGUCUUGUAAAGUAGUGCAGACCAUGCUCACGCAACGAACUCCAUCGCCGAAAGUGUAUUACGCAAACGUCUCCAAAUCCAGCCUUGAUUUGCACUUCAAAGUUCAUAGUAAAAAGGUGCAAACACUAGAUCAGUCGUUUGCCGCAGAGCUCGAUGCGCACGUGCAGAGCUUAUCAGCUCUCAGGCUAAAUACUUUCAGUGAUGAUAGCUUUGAAUUGCACUUGCCAGUGAGUCUCGAAAUCUGCACACACCAAACUUCGUUGGCACGGUCCCGAGACCACGCACUAUCACGCUUCUCGCCGCAAAAGAUGCAGAGUGACCAUAUAGCACAGCAAGCGACGGAAAAUCAACUUGCGAUGCACGAACUACUGGGCAAAAAGGUUGCGUCUCACUCAGAGCCUGCAGCGAUGGGAUCAGAGCGCUAUUAUGGUGGGAGGCAAGGAAGACACGCCAUCGAUAUGAUAUAUCGCGCCACGUGGAAAACCGAGAACACAUACAGAGGACCGCUUCUCCGUACAGAAGGUGUCACGAACGUAUACUCGCAUUUAGCUGCGGGGAGGCAAAGUGCAUCACGCGUGGCUUCUCUUGCCGUGCAGAGUUUACAUGCAAGUUCCAAUCUAUGCGUGAUUCGCACGACAGCAACAGAGCUGGUGUCAGCCUGUCCACGCCUAUGUGCUGACACGCAGAGCUCUAUCGGUCGAUGUAUUCCGGUCGCUGGUGCCAUGUGGGGUAUCUUCAGGAGUGGCGCACAUGAGAUGUCACAGCGUUUAGUGUGCGUUGAUUUGGGCGCAUCAAGUAUUGUGCACGCAAAAGCAACCGACUUUCUUCAUUCAAAUUCUGAUUCGAACGAGGUGCAUGCCAAAUCAAUAUCGAAUCGCCAUGUCCGCACGCCGACGUUAUCGAAGGUCUGUCCGAAUUUACACGCAAAAAUGUUGUGGCGAGACCCACGUCGAGCGAUGGCAAAGCACAUCGCACAGUGCGACUCUAAUGCGCUUCUACACCCGUGCAGCGACAUUUACACCGGUGGUGUCGGUGGCAUCGGAGCGCUUAUCUAUGAAUGGAAUGCAUCCAUCUGUGAUAGACCCUUCGUACUCGUGGGGCGUUCCGGAAGAGGAAAACAUAUCGCGCCGGCAAAAUUUACAUCCCUGCUUACCAUCCAACGUGUAAACCUUUGUGUCAGAAGCGAAACAGAACGCUUGGUUUCGUGUAGUGUGCGAAAUGUCGGUCGGGUAUUGCACAUGAGCGGUGUUCUCAAAGAUUCAAUCCUAAUGAAGCAAACGUUUUCCACAGUCUCGAUUGCGUUUGCAAACAAAACACAAGGUGCACAAGCGGUGUGUCAUGAAAAUCUCCCUCAAAUGUCUUUGACACAUGUUUUCUUCUCGUCCAUAGCUGCAUUGCUCGGCUCGCCGGGUCAAACUAACUAUGCAGGUGCUAACGCACUGCUCGACACACUCGCUCAACUCGGCACGACGAUGGGAUGGCGGUGCAUGAGUCUCCAGUGGGGACCCUGGGGUGGAUCCUAUGGCAUGGCUGUGCGUUCUGCAGUGGGUACACCCAGAAACUUUGGAUCUCUAGGGAUAGAAGUGAUUGACCCACACACUGCGCUGAGAACGCUACGCACUCUCAUUCAACCUCCAAAUAUGUUCUCAAUCUACGCCGUUUGCCCACUGCGUGCAACCGGCUUACAUGCAUGGAGUGUACCUACAUCACACAGUGCGGUUUCCCCGCCAAAUGCACCAUACGUCGAUCAAAAUAGCACACAACUCAAGAUCAAGAUAUCAGCCGGAGAACGUGGCGUACCAUCAUGCGUGAUCCACGGCGACGAAAUUGCGGGACGUGUAGCGAGUAUAGUGAAUGAUGCGGUUGGUAGACCAUUGGAUGCAAAGGAGCCACUGUUGGAUGCGGGUCUUGACUCACUCGGCGCCGUUGAAUUGCGAAGCAGACUGAACGAUGAAUUCGCUGUGCAGCUCCCGUCGACGGUUGUAUUUGAUCAUCCUAGCGUAUAUGCACUUGCAGAAGCCGUGGCGGGUGAACUGUCGCAUGGAAAAUCGAAUUACGGAAGUGCACAGGUGCUCCGUAAUAGUACUAUUGAUGUCACAUACUCAGCUCAAGUGUGCAUAUCAUCAGUCAGCAGCCCCGGGCAGUAUCAGCACGCACUGGAUGACGUAAGUGGUGUGCCUGAAAAUCGGUGGGAUAUUAGAGCCGACGAUUACGCCCUGAUACGGUUUGGUAGAUUUCUCCAUAACAUUGAAUAUUUUGAUAUUGCCCUGUUUUCAAUGCGACGUGCAGAAGCUACUGCCGUGGACCCACAGCAGCGCAUCCUUCUAGCGCGCGCCUUAGAUGGGCGCGCACAUGCAGUAAACGGCCAAUAUAGCGAGGGAUGUGGCGUUGUUGUCGGUAUAUCUAGCACUGAUUACAGCGCGAUCACCUCUCGUGCCGGCAAGCUUCAAGCAACUGGUGGCUCACUCAGUGUUGCGUGUGGACGGAUUUCUUUCACAUACAAUCUGCGCGGAACGUGUGCAAGCAUCGACACAGCGUGCUCGUCGUCUUUAGUUGGAUCACAUGUAGCGCGUAACGCAGUGCUCACGGGAGAAUGCGACAGCAUGAUAUGUUGCGGCGUGAACAUCACCCUGAACCCGACGACGACUAUUGUUUUUAGAACUGCGGGGAUGCUGGCAGAUGAUGGGCGAUGUAAGACUCUGGACAUGGCUGCAAACGGCUACGUUCGAGGAGAAGGAUCAACUUUGCUGCUCUUGACACCGCACAGCGACGGCGUGCGCGACGACUACUGCAUGUUUUACGCUUCUGCAUCUUCUGUCAACCAAGAUGGACGCUCAAGCUCUCUCACAGCCCCCCAUGGCCCAUCGCAGCAGAGCGUGAUUUUGCACACCAUGCUCCAGUCUGGUAAUGAUAACAGCUCUUCUGGUGGUAUAGAGCUUCAUGGUACUGGCACGUCUCUGGGGGAUCCUAUAGAAGUUGGCGCAGCGCGCACCGUACUUAGCAGCCUCAAAAGAUUGCCAGUCGUUACUUUUUCAGCAAUGAAGACUCGCUGCGGACACACCGAGCCAGCUUCGGGCGGUAUGGGUCUGUGUGGCAUUGUUGAUUGCAUAUUUCGCUUGAACACUCCUGCGCUCGUGCACCUAUGCCAGCUCAGCACCCACAUUCAGAGUAUUCUGAAUCAAGAUACGGCUGAGCGAUGCGGAAUCGCUCUUCCACGCCAGGCAACGCAAAGUGCGUGGCAAUGUGAUGCACACGCCGUAAACCGAGGAGUGAGCGCGUUUGCAUUUCAAGGAACGAACGCACACGUAUCUGUUCGACGCGAUUACGUGAUGAAAUACUUGCCAGAUGCUUCUGUCAUGCAACACAGCAUCGAGUGUUGGAUAUCACAGCUAAGCUCGCGUGCAACAGUCGCUUUAUCGACACUCACUAUGGCUUGUGUUUCGAUUCGCUUCAACGCUACCGUAAAUGCUCUUACUUCAUCACCGUUGCAAGUUGCAUCUGAUGCCACAUGUUUGAUUUUGGAUGAUCGUACCACAGAACUCUCACUAAAAAAUGUAGUACUUUCAACUGUGUAUGCCUCGAAAGUUUUAGAUGCAUAUCUAAAAUCAAAUAAAGUUCUCGUGUACGGGUCGGGAUAUAAAGUAAUUGAUGCUCAAUCCAACGCUAUCGCUAGCACACAUGCUACUGUGCGAGCUGGUGAACACGGCGUCGGGUUAAAUGCGAACACAGUGGCAGCAUACGCUGAUGCAGAACAAGGGUUUGUUAAAUUUCGCGAAAUGCAUGGCGGCUUGUCUUCUGCAGAUAUUCAUGUUGAAUCCAAUGAAUACCAUGAAAAGCCUCAACAUCGUUUGCGAUGUACUUUGCUCGAUACGUUCACCGGCGGUAACUCCGUCGCGUAUGUACGGACUGUUGAGCUAUAUCGACGUUCAUGUACCGUUCAAUAUGCGCAACACGACACGCUCAUGUGUUGCAUUAUACUGAGUGAUCACAGGUUCAAGUACAAUUAUUCACGUCAAAAUUGGUCAACGUUUACACCAGAGGUGUUCUUGCACAUUUCAACUGACUCUGUAUUGUGCACAUCCACAUCGCCGUCUUCAUCUCGCUCAAGUGUUCCAAAUGUUGAAUAUUUGUAUGCUCUUCGCUGGGAGGCGAGCCCGCUUCGAGUUAAUGUUGCACCCAAUGGCGACACUUGUGCUACAACUACUGUUCGGCAUACAUUGUGCAACUACCGCCGCAGCGUCCACAGAUGCGGAUCACUGCCAACCGUUGUGAAUAUUUUGCAUUCAAUUUGUGCGCUCACAACUUCGAGCGAAUCUAAGCACCUAUGUGUACUCAGCAAAUCAGCACCCGUCACAAAACGCAUAUUUCCAUCGCCAAUAUCGAGUAUACAUAAACAUAUAUCCGACCUGACACUAUCGACACUACCAAGAGUGUUUUGUGUCGAAAAUAAAAAUACAACAUAUGCCGUAUGUACGGGAGAUUCAGCUCGCAUACAUCCGUCGGGUAUCUCAAACACCACAGCGCGUCUUCGCCACGUCAGUGCCGUUGGUCAUCUUGCGUUUACGCCGAAUCUAUGUUCGACUCAUUCAUCGCCGGCUAACAUGCGUCGCAACAAUCAAUGUAAAAAUAAUCAAACAGAAGUACACGGUGCUGGUGAAAUUGGUAAACUUGUGUACAUCACAGCACUGCUGAAUGGACAGCGAUUGAUUCGCUUGACGAACCGAAGUGGUCGAUGUUCAUACUCUGUUGUCGUUUGGAACGGAUCCUCAUCCCAUUCAGUAACUGUUGAUUCCGUUGAUAACUGCCACUACUCAGACAAUACAUGGCACAAUUCUCGAGUUCAAGUUAAUCGUUCAUUCUUUGCAUCCGGUGUUCUUCGUGACGCUAUCGCGACGAAACAGACAGCCUAUACGAUUCGUGUCGUCGUGUCUCCGAAACUAAUCGGAUCUCUAGCGAGUAUUCGCGAUCCGACUUCGUUAUCAGUUCAAACUGAUUAUUACUCCUCGAUCUCUGUGCUGCUAGGAACGUUUGGGCAAGUGAACUAUGUCGCUGCCAAUUCUUCGUUAGAUGCACAUUGCAACUACGCACACCAUCAAGGUCUCGAUAAAGUUAGUGUUCAAUGGGGAGCGUGGGUAAACUUGACAGGAAUGAUGAAGCAAAGCGCAUUGCAGCUUGACAGUCUGACUCGAUUUGGUAUUGGGUCAGUGCCCACAAAGGUUGGGAUACAUAUACUGUCGAUUUUGAACAGCGUUAUGAUACAAGAUGCGACCAUAGUGGCAAACAUGUUUCUUUGGGAUAAAUUGUCCAUCCCGUUACUGUCGCAAGGUGUUUCAACGGAUUCAAAGCGAACGUUAUUGUGUACAGAUCGUACACAUCCCAGCACGUUAUCAGAGACACAAUCCCUUGUGUCUGAUCAUGUUCGCCGGGUUCUCGGACACACUAUUGACGCUAAUAUGCCAUUCAUAGACGCUGGAUUAGACAGCAUGUAUCUCACGGAGCUAUCCCGUUCCAUAGAAAUAUGCUUUGACGUACCAUUGCCGUCAACAGUUGCGUUUGACCAUCCAACAAUCACAUCGUUAUCAAAAUUUAUCCAUAAGACGACUCUUCGGCAAAAAAUAGAUGAUUGCAAACCAUCUGCCAAAGAGCCCAUGCGUAUCGUCGUUCAGGAUGGUAUCAUAAGCUCGGUGGCAUGUAUCGCAGUGCACACGGGUGACGCAGAUUGCAAACAUAUCAUGCAUCCGGUACAAUUUUGUGGCGCAAUCGCAAACGGUAUAGAUGCAAUUAGGAAGAUCCCCAUAGAUCGCUGGGAUGUUGAACGUAUAUUUUCUUUCACCGGUAUUAGUAGAAAGCGGGAUUUUGUCUAUCACGAAUAUAGUAGGCACGGCUCGUUCCUAAGACAGCUUGACGUUUUCGACUCAAACUUUUUUGGAAUUGGCCGAUCUGAUGUUCGAUCACUUCUUGAACCGCAACAGCGCGAGUUGCUGAAAGCGUGCCAUGAAGUUACCGAUGUACCAUAUUCAGACAAGAGUACGCGCGUUUACGAGCAAAAAAUAUCAGUAUACGUAGGUAUAUGUACGAAUGACAGUGAUUCUGUGGCAAGGGACGAAGCGUUCCGUGUGAUGUUCACAGAUUCAGGCUGCUCUGCCCACGAUAAGCUAUCAAAUAUUGCGCAUGGUAUGUCCGAAUCGACGUAUGCUUUUGCGUCGAAUCGAAUAAGUCACACAUUUGGGUUUCAAGGCGAAUCUAUCUCUAUCGACUGCGCGUCUGCGUCAGGAUUAGUUUGUAUUCAUCUCGCUACGAGUUCUUCUAAAGUGAAUGUGCCAUCAGAUCCUGAAUAUGCUAACUCCUCCAUAGCGGCGAGUUCGAAUAUCAUACUUCACAGACAAUUAUCAGAUUUACAUAUUGCACGUCAGAUGUUUCCAGCUGAUGGUCGAUGCAAAACAUUUGAUGCUCAAGCGGACGGAUUUGAGCGAGGUGAAGGCGUCGGUGCAGUCAUGAUCUGUACAUACAAAGCCACCAGUAGCAAAUUUAUGCUUGUCACGCUCCUGGGGUCCUCGUGUAUACAUAAAGGCGGCGGCGCUUCGCUCAGAGCGCUUCGAGGACCGGCAAUUGAGUACAAAGUGCACCGUGCACUGCUUGAUGCUAACAUACUACCAGCAGACGUUGCAUUCGUAGAAGCAUCUGGACUAGGUGAGCCACUUGGCGACGCAAUAGAAAUCGGUGCAUACCAGCGUAUAUUCUGUUUUGAAGACCCAUCUCGCACUUCAAACAUAGGAUUUGGUAGUUUACAUACCAAUUUAGGGCACCUCGAUGGUGCAUCUGGUAUGAUUUCACUGAUCAAGUCUGCCCUCAUGAGUCACGCUUUAUUGACAUCACCAUUGGUUCAUUUUAGAAAAUUGAACAAUCUACUACUAGGGCAACAUGCGUGCACAACCGCAGAGAAGAUGGGACACACAUGGAGAGAUGUAAAUUUGGACAAGCGAUCACACUUUCCUAUGCUAAAAGGGCCCACUAGCGGAGGUAUAAUCGGCACGAGCUCUUUUGGUUAUGGCGGUAGUAUGGCACACGUGCUCACAAAUGUGCGCCGCGAUUGCCGGGCUUUUCAAGAACCUCGCCACAGACAAAACGUUCUACUUACCAGAUGCAACGCCGCUAACCAGAAUACUCAUGUUGACGCAAAUCGGUUGACCUUCCAACUACAAAAAUGUAUUUGGAACGAGUUACACAGCUCACUUAGCAGAAACGAGCCAUGUCGACGCCGACAUCCACUGUCAAUGUCAGAGCCUUUGCACAAUGUACUGCGAGAUAUUGGAUUCAGCCACUGUGGGUCUGGCGAAUUCAGAGAGAAUACUAUCAAAGGGAUCGCAGCGAGUGUUGACGCCGCAAUCAAAGUGGUCACACGCGAAACAUUCUCAGUAGGAUUAAGUGCCGGUGAGCGCAUUUGUUUGUGGAUAGAGUCGCAAGUUAAAAAGUAUACGCCACUAACAGAUUCGAAUUCAUGGAUGCCCCGAUUACGGCUCCACGAGCCAAAGGUGAAGGGAAAGAUACUAUUCGUGUUGUCGUCGCCGAGGUCUGGUUCAACUCUUUUGCAGAUGAUACUAAACUCUCAUCCAUCAAUUUUUGCACCUCAAGAACUUUACUUGCUAAAUUUUGAGACGAUGUACCAAAGGUUUGAGUCAAUAUCUCGUGGACACUCGUGGGCGUUUGAAGGUUUGCGUAAAGCUAUUGUAGAACUUCGCGGCUGUUUCGCCGAUGAAGCUGAUAAAAUAAUGCACGACAUGCAUUCCAUGUCAACAAAGAAUGUCUAUGAAGUCCUUCAAAAUUGGUGUGGCGAUCGGAUUCUAGUGGACAAGUCGCCACCUUAUUCGUGGUCUUUGGACACUUUGGAACGAGCCGAAUCAAUAUUUGAAGAUGUGUACUAUAUAUUCAUACACAGGCAUCCGUACGCAACGAUCCACUCCAUGUCAAAAGAAACUUUCAAAUCAAGGCAUGAUAUCCUUGAAAAUGAGAAGUUGCUACAAUUAAAUGGCCGCAAACGUUUGGAGCUUCUAUCUGCAUCCACCAUCGAGCAGAUCUGGAGCCAUAUGGAUAAAUUAUGGGCACGAGGAAAUUCCAACAUCAUUGAUUUUCUGCGCAAUGUAGAAAGUACUCGACAAUUGGAAAUUUGUUACGAAGACCUAGUUUCUGAUCCUACGUCGCAUAUCGACAAAAUAUGCGACUUUCUAAAAUUGCCCUCUUGCACGAACAUGACAAAUCCUUAUUCUUAUAAUAAUGCGAAAAUGUUUGAGCCCAUCGAACCGGGAGGAAAAGGUGCCGCAGACCCUAAUAUUCUGUCGCAUUGUUUCAUAAAUCCGACUCUGGCCAAUGCCUGGAAAGAUGCAGCUUCUCCAGGUAACCUAUCUGAGCAAUCUCAGCGCAUUGCAGCUACUUUGAGAUACCGACUCCCGCAAUGGAAGCAUAGAAAUUCACCUGUGAGUCGAAGCUUUAUUACGCGAUUGAAUGGUAAUACAACAACUCCCAUAGUCGUCUUUCUCAAUGACGUAGACUGUGGAACUAGUUUUUAUUCCAGCCUAGCUUCGUCGAUAAAAUCAGCAGCUUUCGUCGUUACUACGGACUGGCAAUCCUCCACCGCAGCAAGCGUCUCAGAGCUUGCCGCAAUGUAUGUGCAACGCAUACGCGCUUAUUUAGACAUUAACAACGGCGAUGAAGUGAUACUAGUCACGCGUGGUUUAGGAGUGUAUAUCGCUCGAGAAUUCGUGAGACUGUGUGAAACAAAGCAACAUGUAUGCGCAGACCCAUCUUGGCGCGAGCAAGCCAGUGAUGCAAUACAGUCGAACCCAAAAAUACUUGGCUUGGUUACUUUAUUCACAAAAGAGUAUGAAGUCCUCGUCUCGCAACAGAAUAAUUCGGAUGUAGGAAAAAUUCUCAGUUAUGCGGCAUUGCUUGCAUCCUCUUAUCCUGAAGUCAAGAACGAAUCCGCAUCUGUCAACGCAAGUUUGCGCAGAGUAUUUAUAGAGAGCAAUCCAAAUAGUGUCAAUGAAUGCCCGAACGAGACAUUGAGUAUUCUAUGCUGCACUCAGCUCCUCUACUCAUCGCGUGAUCCAUUAUUCCGUGUCAAUCCUGACUUCAUGUCUGAUAUUCCUAUUUGUGUCAUCAGUGAGCUUGAAGGGAUUUCCAACGAGCUGUCUUUAUGCUUCGGUAUCGAACACAAGUACUUGGAUCUGCGAAUAGAAGAAAAAAUUGAUGAAUCUGCGCUAUCAGAUGCGAUCAAUUUGUUGUCGAAAAUGACACCUAAAUAA